Pelobates cultripes (western spadefoot toad) is the source of this 58229-nucleotide messenger RNA. The record is from the annotation of a GenBank genome assembly. NCBI's taxonomy places the organism in Eukaryota, Metazoa, Chordata, Amphibia, Anura, Pelobatidae.
AUGACCUCGGAGGAAGACAUAUUGCAGAUGACUACUACGGCCGACCCCACAUGGCCAGGAGUCUCCGGCUGGGAUUCCAUCUUUUCCACAGUGAAAGAACAAGUACCUUCUCUGGAUUCAGAUGAGUCGUCCCUGGUGAGUGUUCGGACUUGACCUGUUAAUUAUUAUUAGUAUUAUUUAUAUAGCGCCAGCAAAUUUCCGUAGCGCUGUUAAUGCAGGCCUUUUCAUAUUCAUGUAUUUAAUAUAACUAAGACAUAGUGGGUCCUACUGCUAGGGCAAUCCGUUCUGGAGUGUGGGCUUGCUAAUCAUUUCAAACACAAAAACUACCACUACAAACACCAAUCUUAAACAAGCCUGCAGUCUCUGAAAAAGACACCCCUCUCAGCGUCUCCACUAAACGCAACCUGUUAUAACUGCUAAUAGUUAUCUGCGUUUUAUGUAUGUUAAAUGUAUUAUGUUUAAGGGGCAUAAUUAAAGUGGCAAUACAGACCUGGAAUUGAAACCCACCAUUUUAAGGCAUUUGAAGAAUGAUAAUUAAAAAUAUGCAAAUAUUGUUAAAAAUGUAUUAAAAUAAAAAAAACUAUCUUUUAUAAUAACACUUUGUGAUCCAUUUGAUUUAGGUAGAUGUGGAUCAGCCACCAGUAAAAGCCAAAACGCACCUUCUGUUUGCCUCACCUUAAGUCUUCUUAUUAUCCAUUGAUAAAAUGGCUGGACCCAGUCACAAUCUGCCAAUCAAUCACAAAAGGCUUUUUCUUUUGUUUCAACAGUCUGAUGGUGACGAUGAGGAGAUGCACAUUUUCCAGAGAGAUCAUGUUUGUUUUAUGCCAGACCUGUCAGAAGAACUAUUAGGAGAGGUCCAGGACACUGAAGUCCAGGUGAGCAUCUGCUUUGACACAUCCUAACUCUGAGAAGCAUAUGAUUCGAUGCUGCCCAGCACGAAUAAGGAAGUUAUUUUAACUGUCUUGCUUGGGUACAUUAAAAUAGGCAUAUUUAACCUAGACUGUUCCACGGUACCCUGACGUGUAUGACCUUCAUUACUUUUCUAGGAUGAUUCUGAGCUAAUGAACUUUGAGAGAGAGGAAUGGACGGAACCAAAGGAGAGCUCUCGUGACGAUCCAAACCUCACAUUCACCAACCAUGACACAAAGCAAAUAACCCCUGACCCCAGCACUAGUACGGAGCCCCUGUUCUCGGAGAAGACCGAGACCCCAAAUGGAGAAAUGAAGGACCUGGUUAAGAUUGAGUGCUGUGAAUUUCAGCUUAGUGUAGAGGAUUCACUUAUACGGGAUAGUCAGAGCGUUGAGGUGCAGAGUGGAAAGGAUCCGAAUGGACACCUAGAUCCUGUCUCCCUCCACGAGAAGCAGGUAAGGCUGUCGUGCAAUACACAGAGUUGAAGCUCACGUGACACUGCUAUCAAAGCAGCCGAUUAACUAUGGGCCUCAGUCACAAAAGGUGAUGUUGAGUUAAAUACAAAUAAAAACCAUAUGUAUCUCCGAGGGAUAUCUUCUCCUUAAUCUGUUAAUUUACACCCCUACAAACUCAGAGUGGUCCCUGAUUGUGAAAUAUAGUGGGGUAUUUUUCCUGUGUACAGUUCUGCUUCUUUCACCCCUGAAAUUGUUUCCGCAUGCCAUUUAAACUUUUUAUAAUUAUCUUUCCAUUCAAUAAUGUUAAUUUGUUUCAAACUCUUGAUACCAUCUCAAAUAUAUAAGCGAAGUCUAGACUGCAACAAAGAAAAUUACAUGUAGCAUAACGAGUACUUGUUCAUUAAACCGUGAUGUUCAUUAUACAGGAUAGAACCUUCACCUUUUUUUUAGGUCAGGACAGAAGUCAGUCGAGGGUAAGGUGUUUAAAGAGAACCAGAGAGAGUUGUUAUGGUGUAGAAAUAUAUAUUAUCGCUCUGAUUGAUAAAUAAAUUAAGAAUAAUUUUACCCGAGUCUUCCUUACUUUUCUCUUCCUGUAUGUCAAUAAAUGUUUAUUGAGAGAUUUUCUGUUGAUAUGGUAAUAAAGACGUCGGGCUGUAUAUCCCCCUUAGGGUGCAGAGCAGUGGGACCUUGACCGGGUUCUCCAGCAGAUCAUGGAGAUGGGGGAGAUCCACCUUCCAACCAGCCUCAAUACAGCACGUCUCAGAGACUCUGGUACGUGUAGCACUGUCUGUCCGUGUGUCACUAUAACUAUGUGCGUGUCAGGCCCGUAGCAUGUCCUGUCACCUGGCCAGUAGCUAGGCGAACCCAUGUCAUUCAGCCCCCUUUAUGGAUUUCUAAUUGGACAUGUAAGUGGCUCUUGUCAUUCAAAAACCAUGGUGCACUGUCUCUUUAAGAGAGCUCCAACACUUUAGUGUUCCAACUUUUAAUUGGGGCUUUGCCUAUUAAAAGUCAUUGGUCAAAACAGAGGAAAAUAGGCAACAAACAUUAACCAAUCAUUUUGCAUGAAGACAUAAAUGUUUCACAAGUUUAGUUAGAUCACACUUUUUGAAUGGAAACACAAAUAGACGCAAAAGCAGUCAGUAUUGUUUGACUGUGAAAUGCCAUGCGUGUCUGUGGUGUAGAUGGUUUAAAAAGUAAAAAUGUCGAUUUUUAUUUUAUUUUAUUAAUUUGUCUUUUUUUUCCCAGAUGAGCUGAUGCUUCCUCCACUGCUGCCGUUUGAAAGUUAUUCAGCAGCAAUCCAAGACCAGAUCAUGAAACAGCUGUCGGAUCUGAGUGCUAGGCAAUUGCAGUCUGUUCCUCGUGUUCAGCAGUUGGCAAUUGAGACAAAGGAAAAUGAGAGCAGGGGAAUCUCCUGCAGGUGACUUUCAGAAUGGGAUGAAACCAGCGCGGAUGGGUGGGCAGUUAGUGAGAGUGUCCUCAGGGGAGUGGGAGAGGAUUUCUAAUGAAAACAAUCAUCCAUGGAUUAAGAAGAGGGAAUCUGUAACAUUAAAACCGUAACACAUUACAAUGCAGUAUCUCCAUAUCAUGUAGCAUAGUAUCAUUUUAAACCAUUUAUCCAAGUCAUUCAGUAAAUAAUUGAAAGGACACUACAAUCACUAUAUGGUUACAUUAGCUGAAAAGAGAAGUGUUAAUCAAGUUCAGCAUUUCUCACAUCUGUUUUUGCUGUUGAUUCAAAAGAAGGCAAACCCCCCCCCAGUUUGAAGAAAUUGCAAUUUUGCAACAAACUAGGAAAAAAAUCAUUCUUAAUCCCAGAAUGGCAGUCAGAUUUAUCUUUGGAUUUAUGGACUCUUUCUAAUUUUGGACAUCACCAUGAGGUUAAAAAACUGAUGAACUGCUAAAAUGGAGAAUACAUAAUUUGCAUGUGAUUUGCAUACAGAACCGAGGAACCUGUUGGACAGGUUGUCUUCUUGUAUUUGGGUACUUCCUGGUUUGGUUAGCUCAGUGGAGCUAAACUCAAGAGGCAGCAAUUGUCCAAAGCACCUGCCUUGCAAAGACUUCUCAUUGAGCUGCAUUGGGAAGUCUGUGAUUGGGCAGCCACAGAAAGUCUGGGCGGGGAUAGAAGGGGAGGGCUUACAAAUCCUGUAGACAAGCAAUCUUGCUUUUGUAAACUGCUUUUAGAAGUACCCCCUAUGAAAAAAAAUUAUAAUUGCAUUGCACGUUUUCAUUGUAUGCUGUUAUUUUCAUUUAUUUUUUGUAUUUGGGCAGUGGGGCGUCUCUUUAAAAAAAUGAACAUUUUUGUUUUAUAGGAGCAAUAGUUAAUUUUUAAAGCAGUUAAAAUCUUUGAAAAAAACAACAUAUAUACUAUUGGUGUUUAAAGAUAUACUUGUUUGUUUGUUUGUUUCUGCUGUUGUAUCGAUUGGAUCAGCUGGAAAUGCCAAAUAUUUAUUUCCCACAAUGCUAUUGUGACCGAGAAUGCAAAUUAGAAAACAUACAGCUCUGCAAUGGCAUAAAACGUGUCCUCUGGCAGACUUUAGGAGCUGAACCCAUUAGACACAGAGAAUUAUGGACACAAAAUACGGAUUAAAAGAUUCAGACAGAAUAAGGGUGAAAGCGAAUGUUAAAUAAAAGACUUCUCGGAUUCAAUUUUAUAUCACAGACAAUAUUUUUCCUGUCAGUAUUUGAUACAAUAUUUUUUCUGGUCUUCACAUAAGAUUUCCCAAAUUUCUUUGACAUUUAUUUUAUUUAACAAUUGCUAUAUAGCACCCUUCUUCAUUUUGCUAUCACUAAAGGAAAAUAGACUGAAACAGUGUAAAUGUUUAAUUUCUGAUAGGUUUAUCACCCGUCACAGUGCACAUUUCUGCAUACUUACCAUUAUUUUCUUUUCCUGAUAAUUAGCGUGUCUGCAAUGGCUUGCAAUGUGCUUUGGGGCAAAAAUAUUGAUAAUGGAGCAGUUACCAUUGUAACGAUCAGAAUCUUCUUGUGGGUACAUAGGUUUCCACGGUGACUGCACCAUAGUUAUCUCUGUUGCCAUGCUUUGCUAAUUUCUCUCUUUGAGUUUCCCUAACUAGGUAUUUUGCGGAGAAAGAAUGUUUGUUUUUUUUUGUGAUCUUUUAAUGUGUUUUUUUCAAAUUAUUUUUUUGUUGUUUCGUUUUGUUUUUUUUAGAGCUAAAUGAUUAUAAUAAUAAUUUAAUGUGAUGACACCUGUUCUAUUCCAGGAAGGAUCUUGACACAUUGGAUGGUAAAAAACACCAGGAACAAAUGUCUACUGUUUAUAUAGAUUUGAGGUCAACUGCUCUCCACGUGGACUCAACAACCAUAGAAGAUCAGCGGAAAGGAAAGUCCACACAUGUCAAAGAGAAGACAGAGGAAAGGCUCCACAACAGGUGAGUAGUCUGAGAUAGCCCCCCCUUCCUCCCACUUUCUCACAAUCAAAGAAUGUCUGAUAACUGUAAAUAUCACUGUCUGCUCCAUAGAGAUUGGAAAUGUAGGUUUUUUGUUUGAAAGACGACGGGCUCAGCUCCAAAUACUACAAAAUGCUACGUAACGUUAGCAGCUCUGCAAUCUAACAGCUUUGCAAUAUUUUCUCAAGUGCCCAUUGUGUGGAAAUCUCCUAUUCUGUCGAAGUAGACAUAUGACUGGAAGACUAUUAAGGUUAUCAGAAAAAUAGAAAAGUCCCAAAAGAUUAAUGUUAAUUAAUAUUUAAAGUUUAAUCUGAUAAGAUGGUGAUAUCCUAUAAUUAGGACAAUGUUCUCUUGCAGGGUUCAACUUACAGGAAAAAGCUUGCUGCUUCACCAACUCCGCCAUGUUAAAAAUAUCCCACCCUCAGACGCACUAGAUAACAAGUCCCAAGAACCCGAGUCUGCUAUGGUGAGUAAGGAAAACCAGGCUCCUACUUCACAGCUCCAAUGCAAGAGACGACUGAAGAACAUUGGGCAAAACACGGCCAAAGUCCAGGAAAGAGAAGAAGCAAAUAAGGAAGCAACUACAGAAGAGAAGCCAGACGAGGAUAAGAACCAGAUACAAAUCCACCCGUCACCUGUAACAGUCCAGGAAACCCCCAGGUAAGCAGCUAAACAGGAACUUCUGUUAAACAUCCCUCCUAGUAACAAGGUGGAGAUAGCACAAUGGAUUCUUGUACCAGUACUAUUAUAAUAACUUUUAAAUUAGUAUUACUAUUACGGUUUGUUUGUUUAUACUAGUAAUUGGUUUUUUGGGGGGGUUUUGUAAUAGAGGCCUUGAUUUAAUACUGUUCGAUAAGCUUUUAAAAUGAUUUAAUAUUAUGAAUUUAUUUUUUAAUUUUUUUGAUAUUUUGUGAUAUAUUAAUAUAUAUAUAAUUUCUGUACAUAUUUUUGAUCUGAUCAUACUUUUUAAAAAUCAUCUGAAAAGCUUAUCCAAAAAUAUGAAAUCGAGGCCAACAUUUGUACUGGUUUCUGCCUUUGUUUGCAGCACGCAGGUUCUGGAACGCAAGGAGAUGCAGGAAAAAGAAAAGAAAGUCCGUCAUAGGAUGCAGGCUCAGCUGGAAGGUUUGAAACCACUCAACUCAGUGAACCGCCGGCAGCCAAUGGCCAAGGGAACCCCUGUAUUGUUUCACCCGGUGAGAGGAGAUCUAUUGGUCAUAGCGUAAAGAACUGAUCCUAGAUCAGAACUCCAUUGCAAUGAAAUGAAGAUCUCCUUAUUGUGACCUCAUGCCAAGCAGCGGUUCAGUCCAAUCAGAAUCUUCGUCAAGUCCCAAAAAGUUGCCUGGUGUGAGGUUUCAAUAACCGGAUCUUUCUUCACUAAGAGGUCUCUUGAUCAUUUAGGGCACAUGUGAUCAUAUAUAUCAACAUUAUUAUUUAUGGCUUGAUCAUGCGUGUGCUUUUUUUGGUGAAUGGAUUCACUAAUGGUAAUAAAGGUUUGGAAUCCACAAAAAAAUGUCAAAGUGGGGAGAUCACUAUUAUCUCCCCCUUUGUGAAUCAGAGCAAUCACAGGUUAAGGAGUUGUGGGUAAUGGUGGUCCUUGAAUAUAUAUUUUAUGACUUGGUAAAGGCUGCUCUUUUCUCAUCUUGAAGGAAGCUUCGUUUAGCCCGGAUAUUGGACCUUUACCGUCGGCAUCAUGCAGUAAUAUAGAGCUGAUUCUCCUCACUGUCUGGUUAUCGAGUUGCGGACAGAUCAUCCUCCCGGGACAGCAUGGCAGUCGAUCGCCAGACUCCUCUCUCUCUUCCAGCAAUGGCUACAAUGCUUUGCUCACCUGGCUCCUCUCCCUGGUGAGACUAUCUGCAUGCACCCCACACACUCUCGUGUCUUCCCUUAGAUACCCAAUUCCAGCUGCUUCCAUUUUAUGUGUUUUUGUUAUUGUUCCUGCAGGUGCCAGCCUUAAAUCCUCAGAGCAGUGCCCCAUUUCAGGUGCUGGGUUUGCAGCAGGAGUGGCGGGAGGAAGGGCUGGCGCUGUUUGCCUGCUUGUCACCGGGGAUUGUGCCAUUGCAAAACAGCCCCAAGAUCCGAAAGCCCAAGGUAAGUCCAUGACUUUUCUUCUCCCUUAACACGUACGAUGUGACUUCAUGGGCAAAGUGGGAUAAAAUAGAUGUCAGUCUCUCUCUACUGGAAGUGUAGUGCUGAUAAUGUAUUACUGUACACACUCGGCAGCUUGUGGUUGUGUGGAAAAACAGAAAUCUGGGGAUAGUGAUUAAUCACUAUGUCUGUCACUGCAAUGGGUAUGAACCGGGAUGUGCUUAAAGGACCACUAUAUUGUCAGGAAAACAUACUCGUUUUCCUGGCACUAUAGUGCCCUGAGGGUGCCCCCACCCUCAGGGUCCCCCUCCCGCCUGGCUCUGGGGAGAGGAAGGGGUUAAACGUACCUCUUUCUCCAGCGCCAGGCGGGGAGCUCUCCUCCUCCUCUCAGUCCCCUCUCCUCCCCUUCGGCUGAAUGCGCAUGCACGGCAGGAGCUGCGCGCGCAUUCAGCCAGUCUCAUAGAAAAGCAUUCAUAAUGCUUUCCUAUGUACGCUGGCGUCUUCUCACUGUGAUUUUCACAGUGAGAAGCACGCAAACGCCUCUAGCGGCUGUCAAUGAGACAGCCACUAGAGGAUUUGGAGGCUGGAUUAACCUAUUUAUAAACAUAGCAGUUUCUCUGAAACUGCUAUGUUUAUAAAAAAAGGGUUAACCCUAGCUGGACCAGGCACCCAUGCCACUUCAUUAAGCUGAAGUGGUCUGGGUGCCUAUAGUGGUCCUUUAAGGCAAAUAUGUAUGAGAUUUGAGAGUUCCACGUGAGCUAGUGGGGAUACUGACAAAAUUAAUGGCAAUUGGGCUGGACUCCCCUGAUAUUUACUGAAACAAGUAUCGCGUAUUAUAUUCCAGCACAGUGGGAGUGUUUGCAUUGUUUAGGUACUGCUAGUGCUUUGAGUUACUCAAGUAUGGUAUGAUCUCUUAUCUAACAUGCUUCCGCACAGGGUAAAGAAGGCUUACGAGGCACUUCCAGUUUCUACCAGCAGGCAUCGCUGUUCUUGAGGCAAAAUACCUUGCAAAGUGUCGCAUGGUGGACCAAUGAGGUGACACAUCGCUUGCACGGGCAACUUUUCCCAUUGCCACUUGAAGUCCCACCUGUCAAACUAAGCAACAUUGCAACCUUGAAUCCUGCCACAGAGGUAAAGAUCACCAACUAACAGUGUGAUGACUUAGAAACAUAGAAUGUGACGGCAGAUAAGAACCAUUCGGCCCAUCUAGUCUGCCCAAUUUUCUAAAUACUUUUAUUAGUCCCUGGCCUUAUCUUUUUUUUUUUUUUGGCAAUCUUCGUUUUUAUUGAAGCACAGUUUGUAUACAGACAGAGAAUAAACAAGUAUAAAGCUUACAGAUUUCUAGCAUGUUAUCGCACAUGCGGUAAUGCUCCCUCCCUGUUACCCGCCUGUAUUUCCCUACCCAGCCUCUGUGAGUAACUGAACAACCGAGCGCAACUGCGCAAACUGAACUUUAGAACAUGUUCCGUAUGUCUCUAUGGGGGAAGAUGGGGUAAGGGAAUCAUGUUUUCCUCUUUAUUUUCCUCCCUUUCAUUUUUCCCCUUUUCCUCUUUGGGGGGGACUAAUCUCUUCUCCCGCUUUCGUCCCGCUCGAGUAUUUGGCUUGAAAUAAUGACUCUACGUUAACAAGUCAGUGACCAAUAUCUGUCUGGGGUGUGUCGGUGUAAGGUCAGUCAUACGUGGUGUGGGAGAGGAGAAGUGGAGGAGAGAGAGGAGAGAAAAAAAAAAGGGGGGGGGUAGGUGAGGAAGGGAAGGGGGAUGUCGGCCAAGGCGGGGGGAAGGGAAGGGGUGAGUCCGCCGCCCCCCCCCACACCCCACGUCCCAACCCCGUGCGCACCGGCGCUCACCCCGCUAUUCGCCCCCCGCUCCGGCCGUCCUGCAGGCCUACGAGCCAUGUACUCGAUCCAGGGAGCCCAGAGGCGGGUACAUUUCUCCCCUGUACCUCUCAGUUCCUCCGUGAGGCUCUCCAUGCUGUAUAUUUACUCUACCUUCUCCAUCCAGUUCGCAACCGUUGGGACGGUAGUUGACUUCCAGCGAGCCGGGAUCAAGCUCUUGGCGGCAUUCAAGAAGUGUCUCGUCAGCGAUCUCUUGUAGGCCCCCAGGGGCAUCGUAGUGUGGUGAAGGAGCAUCGGUAGAGGCUGCAUCGGGAUGUCUGAGUCCAGUAGCUCUCGUAGUUUCGUGUGUAUUUGUUGCCAGAAGGGUACAAUGAGAGGGCAGAACCACCAAAUGUGCAGGUCCGUGCCGUCUUCGGACUCACAUCUCCAACAUCUGGCCGUUGGCGACAGGCCCAUGCGAAAGAGUUGGGAGGGCGUCCGAUACCAACCAGUCAUGAGCUUAUAGUUCAUCUCUUGCAGUUUCGCACUAGUCGUACCUUGGUGCUUGAGGGUGUGUAUCUUCUCCCAGUCUGAGUCCGCGAGAGUGACACCCGUGGCUCGUUCCCAGUUAGAUUGGUAUGGUGCCGGGGGGCACCGAGCUGCAGUCAGCAGCAUGGAGGACAGUGUGGAAACCCCCUUAGGUAUGCGCCUCCCCUCCGUGCAAAUGGAUUCGAAGCUGGUCAGCUCCCUAUGUACCAACUGCUUGCCCGGUAGAGAUUGGUAAAAAUGCCGAACUUGUUGGUAUCUGAAUCGAGUCAGCCCAGUUAAGGGUAUCAGGGGGGCCAAGGCUUCCAGGGGUUUUAACUGUCCCUCCGCGCACCAGUCCCCUAAGUAUGGUUUGUCCGGGCUUCCUAUGCCAGUGAUGUCUCUCGGCGUCAGCCCUCCCGCAAUCUCGGGGUUGUAAAUCACCAGGACUAGCGGGGAUGGGCUAGUCGUUAGUUCCAACUUGUAGCGAAUAGUAGCCCACACUUGCAGCCUUGCCCCUAUGAGCGGGUGCCUCCGGAUGUCCCUCGUCUGUAUGGGCCGUAGUAGCCACGUGACCCAAGGUAUUCACUCUCCGACUUGUGCGUGUUCUAGGUGGACCCAUUGCUUAUCGGUCUCGGGUACGUGCCAGUCCACCACUCUGAGGAGGUGUGUCGCGUGAUAGUAGGUUUGGAGCGAACGGAGAGCCACUCCGCCUUGGCAUUUUGGGCAAAUCAGCUGGGCGUGUCGGAGUCUAGCUGCGCCCGCGGCCUACACAAAUUGUCUGAUGGCCGUGGUCAGGGAGCCGAAGAAGGCCCUGGGGAGGGUGAUGGGAAUUGUCUGAAACAAAUACAGGAGUCGCGGUAGGAGGUUCAUUUUGACCGCGUUUAUUCUCCCAAACCAGGACACACAAGUCGCGCCCCAUCUCUUCAUGUCCGUCCCAAGUGUCGCCAAUAGGGGCAGAAAGUUGUCGGGGAACAAUCUGGUCAAGUCCGUCGUCAGCCAGAUGCCGAGGUAUUUAAUGCGCUGUGAGCACCAUCUGAAGGGGAAAUUCACCCUCAGUUGGGACGUCAGGCCCGGGGGUAGACAAAGCGGCAUCGCCUCGGACUUGUCCGUGUUCAAUUUGAAGUUGGAGAGCGCCCCAUAGAUCCGGAAGGCCCGGAGUAGAUUUGGCAGUGUCACCAAUGGGUUUGCAAUAAAAAAUAGCAGGUCAUCUGCGUAUGCAGCCACCCUAUGCUCUCCACCUCCCACAGUGAACCCCGUUAUACCCCCGUCCCGUCUGACCGCCGCCAGAAAUGGUUCGAGCAUGAGGGCAAACAGGAGGGGGGACAGGGGGCAUCCCUGCCGCGUCCCAUUGGUAAUCGAAAAAACUGGGGACAUGGCGCCGUUUAUCUGCAGGCGGGCCCUCGGGGUUGCAUAUAAGGCAGCUAUCCAGGUCUGAAUGUUGGGGCCGAAGCCCAUUACCCGUAGGGUCUCCCUCAGGAACUGCCAGUCUACUCUAUCAAAAGCCCUCUGGGCAUCCGUGGAGAGCAGGAGGCCCCCGCCUGCAGUUCCCUUGGUGGCAUGUAUGAGGUUGAGGGCCUUGAUUGUAUUAUCCUUUGCCUCACGCCCCGGGAUGAACCCGGUCUGAUCUGGGUGAAUCAGGUCUGGAGCCACUACCCCCACUCUGCGGGCUAGAAUCUUCGUGAAUAGCUUGAGGUCCGCAUUGAGUAGAGAGAUAGGUCUGUAACCGGCACACGAUGUAGGGUCUUUCCCGUCUUUCGGCACCAUCGCCACUGUAGCCAUGAGGGUAUCCUCUGGGAACCUCCCACCCUCCAAAACGGAGUUGAGGCACUCCAGCAGCUCCGGCAGGAGAAUCUCCCCGAAGGUACGGAUGUAUCGCACGGGAAAGCCGUCCAGUGCCGGGGCUUUAUGCAUCUUCGCGGCUUUGAGGGCACCUGUGAGCUCUUCCAAGGUGAUGGGGGCAUCGAGGUUUUCGGCCUGAGCCUGCGUGAGCUUCCGGGUCACGUGCUGUUCUAGAUAUUCCCGAAUUUCGUCCAGGCGCUGUCGAGAAGCCCCCUCCCCAGAGUCCCUCGGCAGGUUGUAUAGUUUGGUGUAGAACUCCUGAAAUUCCGCCAUUAUGCCAUCCGGUCUGCGUACGGGGGGCGCAUUCGCCUUUUGCAGGAUGGUUAUUUGGGACAUUCGGCACUUAUUUUGUAGCAUUCUAGCGAGCAGGCGCCCACAUUUGUUGGAAUGUUCAUAAAAGAAUCUGCGGGACUUACGAAGCGUAUACGAGAGGUUCCUGGAGAGCAGGCUCUUCAGUUCUCUCCUCACCUCCAGUAAAGAGCCGUAAUUGUCCUCCGUCGGGUCUGACCUGUGCGUCUGGUCUAAGUGCGAAGCUCGGGCAUAUAGGUCUUUCAAUCUAGUGUUUUGUUCCUGUUUGCGUCGCGAGCAGAGCUUAAUGAAAUGACCCCGCAGAACGCAUUUGUGGGCCUCCCAUCUUAUCUGGGGCGAGGUGUCCCGGGCAUGGUUGUCCGCGAAGUAUUGAGAGAGAACCUCUCUCGUCUCCGCUUGAAGUAGGGAGUCCUCAAGGACUUGUUCAUUCAGCCUCCAUUGCCGACAGCUGGGUUUAAACAGAGGUGAGCGUAUCGUAGCCAGGACCGGGGCGUGGUCUGACCAGACCGCUGUUUGGAUGUCACAAGACUGGAGGAGGUGUAGAUAUUCCUGAGCGAUCAAGAUGUAGUCUAAGCGGCUGUGGCCGUGAUGCACUGGCGAAUAAAAUGAGAAGUCCCUGUCUUCCGGGUGAAGAACUCUCCAGGUAUCGGCCAAUCCCGUGCCUGGCCUUAUCUUAUAGUUAGGAUAGCCUUACGCCUAUCCCACGCAUGCUUAAACUCCUUCACUGUGUUAACCUCUACCACUUCAGCUGGAAGGUUAUUCCAUGCAUCCACUAACCUUUCAGUAAAGUAAUACUUCCGGAUAUUAUUUUUAAACCUUUGCCCCUCUAAUUUUAGUUUUUGUCCUCUUGUUGUGGUAGUUUUUCUUCUUUUUUUUUUUUUUAUUCUUUAUUUUAUUCGUGCAUAGAUUUAACAAGCAGUUUUGCACUGCCACGACAGCUGGUGCAAACAUAAAUGAAACAUGUGGUGACAGUAAUGUGGCAUAAGAAACAUUGCACAUUUUUUAUAUAAACAAACAGAAUUAUGCUUAAUAAGAGUUCGCCAUGCUUAAUGAGAUUUAGUUAUGCUUAGUAAGAUUUAACCGUGCUUAGUUAGAGCCAGUCAUACCUAGUCAGGGUCAACCAUGUUCAGUGAAGUUUUUCUUCUUUUAAAUAUAGUCUCCUCCUUUACUGUGUGGAUUCCCUUUAUGUAUUUAAAUGUUUCUAUCAUAUCCCCCCUGUCUCGUCUUUCCUCCAAGCUAUACAUGUUAAGAUCCUUUAACCUUUCCUGGUAAGUUUUAUCCCGCAAUCCAUGAACCAGUUUAGUGGCCCUUCUCUGAACCCUCUCUAAGGUAUCAAUAUCCUUCUGAAGAUACGGUCUCCAGUACUGUGUACAAUACUCCAAGUGAGGUCUCACCAGUGUUCUGUACAAUGGCAUGAGCACUUCCCUCUUUCUACUGCUAAUACCUCUCCCUAUACAACCAAGCAUUCUGCUGCUCUAUUACAUUGUCUGCCUACCUUUAAGUCAUCAGAAAUAAUCACCCCUAAAUCCCUUUCCUCAUAUGUUGAGGUUAGGACUCUAUCAAAUAUUAAAAUGUAUACACAUAGCUUUUUUUGAAAUUAUCAGUUAAUACUACAGUGCAAUUUUGGGUACAAUCAGGCACCAUAAUAACGACAGCUCGUCAUAACAGUUAUGAUGGUGUUGUUGCAAACCCCUUUCCCAGCUGUAAGUAGCCAUUUUUAAGUUAUUAGAGUUUUUACCUAAGGGUUUACUAGCAUGUUAGAUGUAAGAAUUUUCAGUUAUAAUUUUAGUGAGAAACAAGAUUUAGAAAUCACCUCAGCAAUGCUUUCCUAUGGACGCUUGCGUGCUAUCACUGUGAUUUUCACAGUGAGAAUCACGCAAGCGCCUCUAGCGGCUGUCAAUGAGACAGCCGCUAGAGGCUUUGGGGGAAGGAUUAACCCAUUUAUAAACAUAGCAGUUUCUCUGAAACUGCUAUGUUUAUAAAAAAAUGGGUUAACCCUAGCUGGACCUGGCACCCAGACCACUUCAUUAAGCUGAAGUGGUCUGGGUGCCUAGAGUGGUCCUUUAAGUCUCCAUUCGCCAUUACAGUAAACUGUAACUCUUCUCUCGAAAUACUUCCAGUUGGUAUCCUCUGAGAGUAAUCCACUAAUAGUAAAUAGAAUAUCCCUUUUCCACUCUUGCGAGAACUAAUAUAUAACAUUAUCCCCUUGUCCAGGUAAAUAUAUGUCUAGUACUACUAAGAUACUCUACCCGAUAUUACAAUUAAUACAAGUAAAUAGCCACUUUUUAAGCCUAUUAUUAAGUACAUAACUCUCUCUCUCUCUAAAUAUAUAUAUAUAUAUAUAAAAGAAUAUUCAGCUUUGCACUCCUACUAAUAAAAUAUUAAUAGUUGGUGCUCAGAAAAACAAAUUAUAAUCAGAAAGAAAAUGCCAGCACCAGGUGUUGUCCUGAUGAAAGUCUGCAUGGUGGACUGAAACGUUGGCAUGCUUGGAUAAUUCUUAAAUUAAGAAAAACUUCUGGAAAAAGAGUGCUGGCGUUGUUGUUCUGAUUUUUAUAUAUAUAUAUAUGUAUAUGUACUUAUCCAAGGUGCAAACCAUUGUCCAUCCUGUCAUCGUAUUUAUUUACGAACUCUCCCAGGAAUGCAGUCAGAGCCUAUCUCCCAGGACCCAGGAGUCAUGCAGGGGUCCAAGAACCAUGAAUUUGCUUGGCCUUGGCUGUAUCAUUCUUCUCUAGCCAAAGGGACAUGUAGCUGUGAUUUCCUUAAACAGAGACCAAUUUGAAGAUAUGCAUUGCUAUCUAUCCCUCAUCUCCCUUACAAACACACACAGAUUUGGAUCCUGACCCAUGAGGUAGGAACCUCUGACAAUGAACCUUGCACCAAUUCAUAUCACAUGCACCUUGUUGGUGUCCAUCUGUUGGAAUCCAUCAAUCUGAUUUCCAGUCACAUUCAGUCAUAGUAUUCUGCAACUUGGACAUAUUGUUCCUCUAGUCUAGGCUGUCAGUGCUUGUCAGAGGGUCAUCAUAUCUCUUCCUAAAUUUAUCCGUGUGCAUGACCAGCAGGUAAACGUAACAACAAUAACUAGCAAAUGUUUGUUUCCAGGCCGUGGAAAAAGCUUUCUUAUCCUCGUCUGGUUUCUACUGGCAGACUGUGGAGACUGAUGAGAAGCUCAGUCCUCAAGGCCUUGAGAUAGAUGGAGAUAUUGAGACCGAGGUGAGGAACAUCUAAAAUUCUUGUACUGAUGAAUGUUCUGCUCGAUAAACAUCCCAUAAAAUGAUCUCUUUCCUCCAUAGGUGGUGUCUGUUACCUUGUUUGACUCACUGCUGAGAGAUCCCGCCGCGUUUCACCAUAUUCUGCACCUCGUACUCAUGAAGGGGCUUGAUGUGUGUGCUCUCAGGUUACUGUAUCCGGAGCGCACUCUUCUUCACUCUUAUAUAGGUAGAAUUACUUCUUACAGUGUAAAUGGCACAGAAAGGUGUCAGCUAUUAGAUGUUUGCAUUACCCUGGGCCUAGCACAAUGAGAUUAUAAAUCACUGGUUAGCAGGUCAUUUAUCGUUCACCCUAAUAGUUCAGGAUUUAAGGAUUAAUAAAACUAGAGCUGAGAGUGAUGGUAGGACUGGUUUAGUAUCCGCUUCUAUUGAAAACAAAUCAAUGUUAUUAUUUUUCUUGCCUGGAAGUCUUAAUCCAACCUGUUAGUUUCCAUGUAUUAUCCUGAUCCCUGGGGAGCUGCUUUCAUCCUCGAGCUCUCUGUUACCAGUAAAACAUUUAGGAAGUGACACAAACAUACAUGACAACCAUCACUUCCUAGGAUAAUUAAUAUCAUAUUGAUAUAUCCACAUCAUGAUUCCAUGCCACUCAUUUUUCUAAGCUUUGGUUAUGGUGAAUCAUGCACCAUAACCACUGCAGUGCUCUAUAGUGGUUGUGGUGCUAGGAGGUUCCCUCUCCAGUGCUAGCAUGGUUUGACACUUAACAGGAUCCCCUGGAUACCCACACUGCGGCCACAUCUUCAGAUGGAAUAGUUCACAGGUCUGCAUUCAAUAUUUCGAUGAGAUAUAUCUUUUCUUUUUUAAAAUAGUUUUAGAAAUAUCUGUGAAGAGGGAUCAGACAAAAUUGUUGUUAACUCUUACCUGGUGUACGGUGUCAGGAGACACCUGGCGCUAUUUAAUGGUUAUGUUGCUUUGACUAUAGGUGAAUUCCAUGUUUUUCUCAAUAAUGCUAUUUUUAGAGAAGUGUCGAUUCUCCUUUAAGCCACCUCUACAACCACUUUUUUAAUAAUGUGCUAUAUCCUGUUUCAUCCUGCUUUGUUAGCUACUCUUAGAUUAUUCCCACAUUAGUGCAUUUAGAAUUCACUGGUCACACAUAGGGAUUUAUUCCUGUGAAAUACAACUGAUUGGUCCUUAUAUUAUUCUGUCCACCAAAAGUAAGUCUCCAAAUACUCCGCUCUAAUAAACCUGCCUAUAACAAGUAGGAUUUAUUUUUUUAAUAGAUGUGUCUAUUUAUUUAUUUUGUUUCUCUCAUAGAUACAAUUCCUCCAUCCUACAUUAGGGAAGGUGGUCAAGCGCCACCGGUUUUGGCUUUAGCGCUGCGGGGACACCAAGCAGGAAAGGCCUGGAAUGAUCUGUCAGGCUCAUGUGACUCCGAACUUGCCAGACGAGUGGAUCCAUGUUCCAUACAUGCACUUUACGGCUUCAGGAAAGAGGAACCCAUUCUUGAUGCCGUGCGCAGUUCUAAUCGCCUGUUGCGGGAUCUCUGUUUUUGGUUUGGGGGAAGAAUAACCAGUUUUGAUAAUGUAAAAAUCGGCAUCCAGAAUUCAGUUGGAAAGCACACAGACUCAUGCCGGCCUCCCACUUUCCUUACUGCCACUAUUAUGGGUAAGUUAGGGCUUUGUGUGGGACCACAAUGGUUCUGGUUUUGUACUUGUCUAUUUUGUCUGCGCAGCUGUGCAUGCUGGAAUUUUGAAAAAGCCCAAACAUGACAUUAUAUUAUGGUGGCAAAGGCAUCCCUUUUGGCUUACAAACUCAGGGAAAAUUCCCCAAGUUGGCUGCUUGCUACUGCUAUAGCUAUACGUUCAUGACGAUCCACGCUGCAUUGCACACGUGACGCCAACAGCCAAUCAGAGUCUGUGAUUUGUAGAGUACAUCUUUGAUGUAGCUAUGUGACCAAAAUGUGCAACAUGUUAGCUGGAAAUUGUUUUGUUUUUGGUUUAAUAAACUGCUUAUUAGUUUGACUAAUGCUAAACUUGAUGCAUGGAAAAUAUGUGACUGUUAUAUAAGAGGAAGUACCCUCUCGGAGCUGUGUAAACCAUUUAAGAGAUAUUUAGUGCGGAGCAGUGGUCACCCAAAGCAGUGCAUUCAUAUUGCAGUGACAUCAGCUUCUUAUUAAACGAGCAAUGCAAUGUUUAGAAGUUGUAUUAGUCCGUGCACUAACAUCGUGGUUUCUAAGUAUUGAAUACCCCAUGUGCACUUAGUCAUGAUAAUUUCAAUGAUCUCAAUAAUUCCUCUCUUGCCUUCCAGGGGACGUGUUCCUGGUGGCAUCACCAGCGGUUCCACCAUUGGCUUACGGAGACAUUAUAGACAUUUGCCAUCAGCGAGGAUUUACUCUGCAAGGUGUGCGACGCCUCCGUCUGACCGCGAAGCGUGCAGCAAUGUUGAGCAUGUCACCUAACCAGGUACUGUAUACAGUAGAUAAGCAAACUAAAGCCUCGAUUUAAGAUUUUUGUAUAAACAUUACAAAUGAUUUAAUAGUUUUAGAUUGAAACUUAUGGUCUGUAGUAGGAAUGGUUAAGCGUGACAUAUCCCUGUCUGCACACAAAUAAAAAACAAACAAAAGAGAACUAUAAUAUAUGAAGUGUUGAUCUAGUAACGUUUAUUGUGAAACGCGUAGACUAUAUUUGUCUGGAGAUUAAAUCUGCUAAUACCUGGCACGUUGUGGAUGCAGGGCAAUUUUAAAAGUCCACGAGGGGUGAAUAAAGCUUUAGUUUUAUUUUAAUCAAGCGACCGGGGGUUCCAUUUUUCUCAUUAUAUGCAUAUAUUGAGAAUAUUGUGAGAAUAUUGUGAAUAUAUUACCCCAAGGUUGUCCUAAAGAAGGCUGGCGUUGGGAUAUUCUGUCCUUCUGAAGGCAGCUUAGUGCAGAUAUUUAACUUUUCUAGUUGGCAUCUGCUCAGCUUUUUGCUAGUUUAAAAUACAAACAAAAAUAAGAGGACAACAACAACCACACCCGACACGUACACGAAAAACUCGCUUUUAAAGCAUAUGCUCUAAACAACCGGAUUGUCAUGAAAAGUGGAUCCAGCGUACGUUUUAGUGACUGCGAGAAACACACAGAUUAUUCUCUUUCCUGUAUCGUAUAUAUUAUACCCACUGCCGGGCAUAAUAAAACACAGUUUGUCACUACAAACCAAGCACUUAUAAUAUUACGGUUUGAUUUUCUUUUAUGACUAUAUUACUCACUUUUAUAAUUGUAGGAUUUUUGUUUUGUUUUGCUGUUUCUCAUCGUCUUGUCUUGUUCUGGUUGUAUUAUGUUAAGAGGAUUCUAAACUUUUUUUUUUUUUUUGGUCCAUCUUUGUUUCAUUGAAGCAACUUAAAUGAAAGGAAUAAAAAUAGACAUAUACCAGCAAAAAUGCACACAUAUACAGUAAGCAGUAACAUGAAUACAUUCUCUCGUUUGAUGUGUUUGUAGCGUAAUCAUGCUAAAAGUCAGGCUAGUCAGAGAAGAGGUAAACAAUAGGCAUGCCAGCAGGAUGGCAAUAGACAGCAAUGAAUAAGACAGGUGGCACUAACUGACAAUGCCUUGCAUUAUUGUAAACGGUUGUGGCUUAUAGGUAGGUAAAGCAGUCUUGCUGAAGAGCUAUCAAAAGGAUAAACGUGGUGUAACUGUGACUGCCUUAUAAGAUACUAGAACAGGCUUAUAGGUAAGUAAGGCAGUCAUGUUGGAGAGAUAUCGUGCUAUAGCGUUAAACAUGCCCAUCAAGACAUUAAGCAGUGACUUGUAGUUGAUAAGCUAAAUAGGAGAUAAAUAAAAAGAUAAAAAGAAGAUUAAGCAACAAGGGGGAAACAAUGCUGUGUGAACCACUGGAGACUCUUAAGGGAAUCCACACCACCCCCUGGGCUCAGCUCCACCAGACCGCCGGUUAUUGCAAGUAUGCAAGCCUGCUACUUCCUUUGGACCUGGUCAAUUCCCGCCUCCAGCCGAAGUGUUGUUCUAGCCGAGUCCCGCCAGGCCCAGGCCCUACUUGAGCCUACAACCCUUGCCCUCAGUUCCUGCUCCGGUAGAGGUCAGCAACGUGGGCCUGGCAAAGUGUAGGGAGUAGGGCCGUGGUUCGAGGAUUGUCCUCUAAGGGCUCAUAGUUCAGGAAGGUAGUUGUGGGAACCAGGUGAGCUCAUGGGACAUGUGGGAGCCAAGGUUAUGUUGUGAAUUGCUGGUUUGGCCGGCUUCCAGGGGUGGGGGCCAUGGUCGGCAUUCGCCUUAGCCCGCGGCUCCUCUUGCCAGUCGCCUUCUAUGCUGUACCUAGGAUGGGCGGCAAGGCCGCCAGUUUGCGUUUCAGGAGUGGGAAGCCAACUGCUGGGCAAUCUUGGUGGGGUCGUUCAGCGUGAUGUCAGCACCCUGGGAACUGGCAUAGCCCCUGCCGGUCCAAAGGUGGGGGGGGGUGAAUGGGGCCAGGAAGGCAUCAGGUGACUUGCUGUUGUCCGUUAGUCGGGCGGAAAGCAAACAGCAGCCGUCCGCCUCACUCCCCUCUCUGGUAGGCCUCAGUCAUCAAGUCUCAGAGUUGCUCCCGGGACCCAGAGACACCCGCUAUCAGGCGCUCCAGCUGCACGGGGACACUCCAGGACCAUGUACCUUAAGUCUCUGGGGUAUUGCAAGCAGGGUAAAGUAGGUUUGUGGCAGAAAAUAGCUUGAUUCCCCGGGAGCCAUAGUGACUUGCAGCCUGCUAGCAUGACCACCAGGCACCUCCCCCCGAGGAUUAUAAACUAAACAGUAAUAUGUGGUAAACUGGAAGCCAAGUGGCAACAUUUGAAGGUCCAUAUUGCCAAGCUAGAAAAAUUCUUUAUCAUAGCUAACUUUCCCACUGCACUAGUUUGUCCUACGUUUCCAAUUUGGUUAACUUCCCAAACUAUACUAUUUAGUGAAUAAAUCACCAGUUUAUUAUGAAAACCCUAAACUGUUUGAGCUACCUCACCUUCAUGCUUUGCUAGACUUAAGACAGCUCUACAGCAGCUAAUGGUCUGUUUAUGUCCUCCAUCCUCCAUCCUCCAUGCUAUAGAUCAGAGCUUCCCAAAAAGGUAGAAGCAUUGCUCUUGCAGAACUACAACUAUAAGUAAAUUCUGCAAGAGCAUCAUGGGAUUUGUAGUUCGGCAAGAGUUGAGGGUCUCAAUUUGGGGCACCCUUGCUAUAAAAAUGUAAGGGAGAGACACAUUCUCAAGGUUACAAGAAAGAAAGUACUUGGUGUCUUUUCAUAGUCUCUAAGGCUUGUUCACUAAAUAUUUAACAGUAGCAAAUUAAAAGCCAGUUAUCCAAAUUCAGGCUAAAAUAGCCGAGCUCAGAGUAAUUGGAGACGUUUUCCAAAUCAGCUGUUAUGGCCUACAUUUCCAAAGGCAGUUUUAAUUCACUACCAAUCACUGUUUAGUGAGUAAACCCUCCUGUCUCAGACCCUAUUUAUCGAUAUGUCUUUUCAUAGUUUUGGGUGUAAUCUGUUACAAUGCAUAGUAAUCUUUCAGUUGAGCUUUUUGUUGGAAUCCUUUCUGAAGUAGGUCAUGUGGUUGCAGGUGCCUGUAUAUUGCCCAGGUAGUCCUUCUACACAGCCAGUAACACAGCCUUACCCUCGCUUACACUGUCUGCUGCUUUUACUAAGGAAAGAGAAUGCCGGUCACCAAGUGCCAGGACUUAUCCAAGGUAAAAACCUUUUUUCAUUAAACGCUGUUUGUUUUUUUGUUUCACUUUUUUAUUUAUACUUAGUUUUGGUUUUGCAAUAGAUGGUAUUUCUCAACUGAAUGCGACUCAUGAUCGAACUCAGAAAGAUGAACGGCUGUGUUAGUCUUGCCGACAAUUCAUGUAGUUUCCUAGCACCAUAACCGUCACAAUAACUUGUAGUGGUUAUAGUGCUUGAAGCAUCCCUUUAAGGUGGGUAGGUGAAUAUAUAAAGUGACUGUGUGAGGUUCCUACAUUAGAAAGAGCUGACUAGUAGUAAGAUUUUCUUUAUAUCUGUGACGGACCGCUGGCACUCCGACUGAGUACCUCCGCCAAUCGAUGCUCCUAGCGCUUGUCGAGGACUCCAAGCAUUCCAACCGACACCAUCAGCAGUGCGGACCCUACUUCCAGAGAUGCAGCUGCGCCGGGGUCUCGCCUUCUCUCACCCACCCUGGAUCCACGACCAGGAUCCAGCUCCCAGUGGGUGAACCUCUCCUAAAUCCAGAGAGCGUAGCAGGAACAAAUCAAGCUCUUACAAGAGCUUACUCUGGGGGGUAAGUGAUUAUAGCAAUCCCCAGAGUGUAGGUAUCCCUUCCCCCAAGCAUGAGCCAAGGCUUCAAGAAAGGUGCAAGUAGGUCUGGUUUAUUGAGGGCUACCUGCCCGGUAUUUAUGCAAGUGUCCACCAGAUGGACACUCCCCUAGGGGACCUGAUGGAAUAAUGGGACACAUAUUGGAUAUUACCCAAUCACAGACAAUACAAACAAAACACUCCCACAGUGACAUCACAAUCCCUCCUCUCUAUCCUGGAGAUAAUUGGGAAAUAAUCAAAUUAUCUCCCAGGACAGAGGCAAGACUCCAUUAACCACAUGGUUACAAAAAGACAUAAAAUUACACAAUGGUACAAUUACUACAUAAAACAUAUACAUGCAACAUAUCCCCAGAUAACUUAGAUCUGAGCGCACAUUAUUACCGAAUGGCGCUCAGAUCACCUACAUACAGUUCAAUCGCCAUGGAGCCAAAGUCUUUUCUAUAGUCUUUUGUUACACGAAUAGACUCCAUGGCAAAGCUAUCUGGGGUAGCACUACUCACAUACGGAAAGUCCCGAACGCCCCGGCAGAAAUACACAAACAAACCUUUCUGCAGGGGAAAAUACAGCUAUCAGCACAGGGGCCAUAGUCAGAAGGCAAGAGGCUAGCCAGUAGUCCCCUCCAGGCACAAGUGGCGAAGGGCACUUCGUCACAAUAUCCCUUCAGUUAUUUCUUUAAAUGCACAGAGACCAAAUCAGCAAUAUUCCUAACAGUUUCUAUUGUACUGAUAUAUUCAGUAAUGAGAUCAUUUUACAGGCUGCUAGCCUGUGUUAUCAUAUCUAUUGAAAUGAUCCUUACUGCUUUCAUUGUGGGAGUCAUUUCUUUAUACAUCAACAGGAUAUUCUAUUAACCCUGUUACAAUUAAUUUUACCCAAAACCUUCAAUGAGCACCUGAAAUUGCAACGUUAUUCAACGUCUAUAAAGCAAGUCUUUAUUUUUUAUCAUUUUCCGUAUCACUGCCACAAUUUUCUCCCUUCAACUAUUGUUGGGACCUGAAAUCUAAUUGGAAGCUUAAAUUAGUAACUGAGAAUGUAGUCUGUUGGUAUGCGGUGCUAAAAUAUGCCGAAUCCCAAAGGAAAGGUUAGCUACCUUAGACUGGCAAAGCAUCAUGGGGGCUGUAGUUCUAGAACUGCUGGUGGUCUAUCUAUUGGCCACCUUUGGUCUAUGUUUUUACCAUCUCAUGUAAAUUGUCAUUUAAAGUCACAGCAUGUACUCGGCUAUUUAAACUAGGAACUAUAUGACCGAAUUUGUCUCUUUAACAGAGCCUUCUCCUAUCAACACUGAACUUCCUGUCCAUUUACUUACAUAGGCCUCAAUUUAAUACAUUUUCCAAUAAUGUUAGAAAAACUUCCAAGUGAUUGGAUGAACUCACUCCCAGUGGAGCUAAAUACAGCUGUAGGGGUUUUCUCCAUUCAUUUAUUUUUCACACCUCAGAAACACGUAAAUGCUAAAUACAAGGGAUAUGUAACAUGAUAGGAAAAAAUCCUGGAAAGUGAGAUGUGCCCUUUAAAUGGCUUAUUACUGUCACCGUUCUCACUAAUCACUCUCUUUUUCACUAGGACUGAUGAAUGGACUGGCCGAGCAAGGUCUCCUGGGAUUAAUCCGAGAUAAUUUCACUUAUCCAGCUGAACUUGAUCCCAACCUUUGCUUUCACGCUGCACCUUAUUUCGACAGCCUGCUGCAGACCUUGGGUAACGUAUUCUGUUUUAUUCUAAAGCCUAGUGUAAUUUUCAGUGAAUUCCUGACAAGUCACGGUUUAGUAAAUUAACCUACAAAUGGCAGGUUUUCUAAGUUAAUUGGGUGAGGCCUAUAUAAAACACUCGUACCUGGAGAGAAUAUUUGGGCAAGAUAUGUGUGUUUCGUAACAGGUGGGGUUUGUGUGGGGAAUGAAGGAGACUUGGCAGGGUAACUGCAAAUAAUAGACCAAAAUUGCAUAACUGGCCAUUUCCCUGGAACAGGUGGCAGUCUUCAUGCCGUACCGGAACCUAGCUACGUCACGAUGGGCAUGUCAUCUGCUCAGCCUUAUCCCUCUGAUCCGGAAAAUGAACAAGUUGUUCUCCUUGCGAUGAGUGGAACACAGAUCUUAAAGAGAGCAGGCCACCUACUGCGCCAGAUCCUGCGACCAUGUCUUAAAAUGCAGAAAUCAAUCCCAGGUAGGUAACACCUGUAAGAACAAUCGUGUUGGUAAUAUAGGCUGGUAUUGUCUGGAAUAAUCUGUCAACAAAGUGAUUCCAUCUAAGCUGAGCAGCAGUGGUAGGCUGAGAGCACGGGGGGGGGGGGAGGCGGAAUUCUCUAGCACCAUUUUGUAUUCAGUGAUUAUGUCGUGGGUAGUUUAAAAAGAACCUUGCAGGUAAGUGGAUUUCUGACAGUUCUAAGUAUUUUUCUGAUGUGGAAUGGUUUUCAUUUUUAAAGAGAAACCAUCACCUCUCUGGAAAUGACAUCAUCGAAUAAAACAUUAAAAAUUGUUGAUUAACAAUUAAUGAUUAACAAAUGACAUCAUAAUCCAUCUCCUGGCACAGCCAAGGCACACUAUGCAAAUGAAGAGGAGAAAUAGAAACAAUGUUUCAGUUCUUUUUUUUUUUCUUUGUAUGCUUUCUCUAUACUAACUGCCAGGUGCAAAGGACAGAGCUUAUAACAAUGACUGACAGGGAGCUAAGAUGGAGGCAUCCGGAUGCAGGUUAAAGAGAUGUGGAUUUCCAUUUAAUUUUAUUUUUCACACCUCACACAAACAGGUUUGGAAUAGGACAUAAAUUUAGAGAUGUAUCUACCUGAAAGCAUGGAUUAGCCUUUACCAUGAUAACUACCAAAGCAGGUUUGUGCAUCCACUCGUGCUUCCUAACCCUCCUUAUGCGUUUGGUGAAUCAAUCAUCAUCAUUACUAUUAUUGCAGCAACAUAUUCUGUAUCGCUGUACAACAAGACAAGUCAGAUGUACAGAAGCUUGUGAAAGAAGCUUACAAUCUAAGGGUAGUGUAUAACUAUACAAAUGGUACAAUGUAUUCCAUACAAAGUAAAACAUGGUUGCAAAAAGAGUUAACAAUAAAAUGAGAUCUUGAUUGUUACGUGAUGCAGCUGCCGCAGAGGAAGUGAGUUUGAGGCCGGAUAUGCCUUCUUGAUUUAGGUAUGAAGUGAUGUAGUGAUGUUUUUGAAGGAAUGGAGUCUCUAGGGAUUGUAAUGGAGUGCGGAAGGGCAUUCUGUAUGUACGCUGCAGCCCUAGAGAGGUCUUGUAGCUGGGAGUCGGAGGUGUGGGUAUUUUUAUUUGUGACGAUACAUAGAAACAUAGAAUGUGACGGCAGAUAAGAAGCAUUCGGCCCAUCUAGUCUGCCCAAUUUUCUAAAUACUUUCAUUAGUCCCUGGCCUUAUCUUAUAGUUAGGAUAGCCUUAUGCCUAUCCCACGCAUGCUUAAACUCCUUUACUGUGUUAACCUCUACCACUUCAGCUGGAAGGCUAUUCCAUGCAUCCACUACCCUCUCAGUAAAGUAAUACUUCCUGAUAUUAUUUUUAAACCUUUGCCCCUCUAAUUACGUAGAUACAUAGAUAGUGCAGUGUUAUGAAGUGAUGUAUAAGUGAGGACUAGAAUUUGAAUGUGAACCCUAACUCUUAUGGGAAACCAUUGUAAGGAAUGGCAGAGAGGAGGCGUAACAGGGCAUGAUGGGAAUAUGUAAGACCAAUGGCCAAUGCAGGGGAGUACACCACCAAAGAGCUGUUUGGCUAAAUACCAUGGAAAAAGCAGUCCACAACAGCUACAGUGCCAAAAUAUAGCAAGCCGCAGCAUACAACUAGCCUUUGUAGUUUUAAUGGUUUUUUUCCCCCAAAAAAUUUAUGGACUUGCAGUUCCUAAACAGAUCACUGGGUGGCAGCAUACACUAUAAUUUUAGAAUCCCUUAAUUGACAUAAUCUUUUUUUUUUUGUCCUUGUGUAUCAGUGUCAGCAUGUUAGAAAGUGACAAAGUUACAUUAUCCCUUUUUCUUCUAAUUUGCUGGUGAGACUGACAGAAUUUUAAGAAUAUUAAGCAUUGCAAUAAAAUGCCAAAGGAUUCCGUAAAAAUACACAGGCUUACACAGUUCUAACUUGUAGUUGGGCUCUAUUUUUUUAUAUAGAAUUUUAAUUAUAGAGGGUUGAAGAAUAAUCUAAAAUGUUUUUUGUUAUUUUAGCAAUAUCCUUAAUAUAUGGCUAAUUAUACAUUAAAAAGAUCAUCGUUUCACUCGCUUUAAGAAUACCAUCUCCAUAAAGUGGAGAAAAGAAGGGGAGGGAGGGGGUGCUACGCAUUUUAAGACAACCUUUCCACUUUAGAUUAUCAGGCAAAGAAACACAUGCAGUUACACAGCCCUUUUAUUUAUUACACAAUGAAACAUUAAACUUUUGAUAUCUUAGUAAGGGGGAAACACAGACACAACAUAUAGAAAGAAAUUAGAAAUCAUUUUGGAAAAUAAAGUCAUGAUUUCAGUAUGUUUUGUAAGCUGCUCAAUUCAAGUGACAAACACUUGGAUGCAGAGAUAUGAUUUAUUAUGUAUUAUUUACAUUGUGAUAAUAAAUGAUGUGGCAUUACAUACAGUCAGUAAUGAGUAUCGAGGUACAGUGGCAGGUAGUGAAUUUUUUAUUUUUUUAGUAAAUUCAGAAGAUUUGCAAUCUCAGACUUUGAAGGUUAACAUUAGAACUCCUUAACCUGGUUUAGCAUUGUGGGAAUUGUAGUCCACAGACAUCUGGCUUACCAGUGUUAGACAUGACUGAUCUAAACACUCCCGAUGCAAGAGGCAGGUAAGUGGUAAUACAUUAUUGGAGGUCGAUAGAGGAUCUGUUGGACCGUUUAAAAAUAGCAACAAAAUGUUUUUGAGGUUUUUGUCUGCCCCGAUGAGCAAUGUAAAGAUGGUAUUAAGAAGCCUAGCUACAAGGAAGCGUAGAUGUGUAUGUCCCUGAUCUUUUACAGCAGAAUUUGCUAGAUGGGAUUUCUGCUCCUGGUAAUUGGUUAACACACAGUAAGUUUAAUAAUAAAUAUUUUAUUCGCUAUUUAUCAGGCAUGUAGUUCCAUUAUUUCUACCUGUUAAUGUAUAGCUAAUGGGAAAGAUCGUUUAACUGCAUUCAAUCUGCAGGAGUCUCUAUAAUGCAUGGAUAUCGAACUCUCAUAAUUUAUGUAAACGAUCUUCACGAUAAUGCCCCAUGCAAAAUUAAAUAAAUAAAAAAUCUCUUGCAUCAUAGCUCCACCCACUUCCCCCUCUCCUCCAACAGGAAGAAAGGCAUAGUAUAAGCAACGUACAGCUAGCUGUACUACUCCCAGACUCCUUUGAAGCUUACUGCCAUGACAGGUGUGUGUGUUUUCCUUUUGUGUGAUUUUUAUCCCACCUCAUGUAGAUUGUAAGCUCUUUAGAGCAGGUUCCUCGUUACCUCUUGUGUCGGUAUGUCAAGCUUAUUUCAUGAAAUUUGCUUGUAUGUGGGUUUUUUUUCGUCCACCUGUUGUUCCGUACUGCCCUUUAAAUAAAUCACCAAUAGCCUUAUUGGAAGAGAAUCAGGAAAGUCCACAUUUUGGACCUUUGGGAUUUCUUGUGAACUAGGCUAGACACCACUGGAUUAAAAAAUAUAUUUGUGUUGAUUGUGUCUUCCUUCUCCCUGAGCAGCCACUCUUGACCUCUAUACCUGUAACCUUUACUGUUAUGCCAAAGUCUACGAAGGUCAAAACAUGUGUAGUGAAAUUAAUUUUUAUUUCUACAAUGUAAGACAUUUGGCUAGCACAAUGUAUAAGUGAAAGGGUCUUUAAAAAGUGACACACUGUAAAAUAAACGACAGGUGCUCUUAGUAUUUGGGUUGGAACUUCAAAAGGAUACUGCUUGUUGUUCGUAAGCCGAAUGGAUUUGCUAAGCACUCGCAGGUCACAGGGAAAUUAAUUAUAUUUUGGGCUAACGGCUUAAUGCAUUCAUUUCAGAUCUAAGUAAAGGGAAUUCGGUGAGGGACAUCGAGUGUUGAGAAACUCCUUUUUGCAACAAGAAAAUGAAAAAAAACACAGUGUUCCUGUAGCAAUAAGUCAGCAGAACAUUGUUCUUCUGUAAGAAACGUGCAGCCGGCACGUCAGGUCUCAUGGGCCUGGGGAUCUGGCAUAAUCAGACCUUGUGAUACAGCCACGGAUUUUCCUGCAGACAUAAGCACAUCUGUAUAUUACACAGACUCCUGACUUUAGAGCUUUUCAAAGCCACAGCUGUAGGGAUGCCCCAGAUACAGAGACUCCUGUUGUCCACUAAUGUGUCUCCAGUGACUGUGAAACCUUCUCAUCAUGGUGUCCCCUCCAACCCCCUCACUAUUGCUCAUGUGCCUCGUUCUCUAUCACAGUAAAGGUUAGAUACUUAUCUCCUGUAGUGCACAAACUAGACGAUGACAAUUAUUGCGUGGGUAUCUAUCUCUCAUUUCAUAACUUAGCUAUAAUGCUUUUUCCAUCUCUUGGUAUUGCCUUUAUUUCAUGUCUGUCUAAUGUCCUGCUUUGGAAUACUGGCUCUGUCUCUUCGGUAAACCUUGUCCUACUUUCUAACUAUGGCCCCGAUUUUAUAUUUUUGGCUAGGCUUUUUAAAUGAUUUAAUAUUUAGAAAAAAAAGUUUUGUAUUUGAUAUUUUUUUUAUAUAUUGAUAUAUUGUAUACAUUAUAUGUUUGAAUGUUACAUUUAAAAAAAAAAUUACAUUGUUUGAAAUGCUUAUCCAAAAAUAUUAAAUUGAGGCAAAUGUCCCUUUCUAGGGGCUUGGAAUGUUUGGGGUGUAUAGGUGUAUCAAGUUGGCCCGUGUCAAAAAAACUCACUGUAUGAUACAAUGUGGAUGGUAUAUCGCAGAGAUCCACAGCAAUACAACUCACAGUAAUUUGACGAAUGCAUGAGUGUAUGAUUGUACGUGUAUCACAGAGCUCCACAACAAUACAACUCACAGUCAUGGGGAUUGUUUAUAAGUGUAUCACAGAACUCCACAGCAAUAAAACAUUGUACAAUAGUAUCACAGUAUCCCACAGUAAAAACUCUUGCCAGCUUCCCCCCCUCCCCACCACUACACACAUACACAAUAAAGUAAUGCUUUAAAAUAACAUAGCCAAUAUCCAGCACCAGGUGAAGCUCCACCACAUUUCAUUGGACUGGUCAACUGGCUAAAAGCAUAUGCGCUUGCUCUGAGCCACCAAGGGAAAGGGAGGGAUCAUUAAAAAAAUUAAUAAGUGGGAGGAGAGGAAGGCUUAAAUUUAGGAAGAAUUGAGGGGAGACAAACACUUCUCCUUGCAGACUCUGUCAGUGUGUAGUGUGAGCUGAUGACUGAUGUAUGUUUUGCACAGAAUUGACAUUUGACUGUCCGGAAUACAAACUUACCGUGUCUUCUAGAAACAGAAGUGGUCAUGGUAGUUGGAGUAACCCUUUAACAGCAAGAUGAAGAGAGCAGUGCAUUGAAGGAUUUAUUUGUCCUUUAUAUAACAAAGCAGCAAAUGUUGAUACUGAGAGAUUUAUUUCUCUGAUGACAAACCAGUAUCCAGUGCACUACUGUCAACAGAUUUGGAUCUUUGAUGCCAAAUCAGUAUGCAAUGCGUUGCUACUUUUGGAUUUAUUUGUGACAUAGCAGUUAGAAUACGUUGCUACCGAGGGAUUUAUUUGACUCUCUGAUGACAGAGUAGUAAGAAUCUAUUUUGCUACCAAGGGAUUUAUUUGACUCUCUGAUAACAAAGUAGUAAGAAUCUGCUUUGCUACCGAGGGAUUUAUUUGACUAUCCGAUGACCAAGUAGUAUAAAUGUGUUUUCCUACCAAGGGACUUAUUUGACUCUCUGAUGACAAAGUAGUAAGAAUGCAUUGUUAACGAGGAAUUUAUUUAACUCUCUGAUAACAAAGAAGUAAGAAUGCUUUGCUACCGAGGGAUUUAUUUGACUAUCUGUUGACAAAGUAGUAAGAAUGCAUUGUUACUGAGGGAUUUAUUUGACUCUCUGUUGACAAAGUAGUAAGAAUACGUUGCUACCGAGGGAUUUAUUUGACUCAAAGUAGUAAGCACUUGUCCUACAACAGUUAAAUGUGUUUUCCUUAGUUCUGUGUCUGUAGGAGUCUGACGACAUUUGUUCUUUCCCUAACUUCAUAUUUAUACUGCAAACUCUGAGAGAUUUGGCUCUUAGCCCUGGGCUCCCAUCGGCUCACCCUCCUUAAUGGGAACAGAGAGCCUGAGGCCAUUCUGUCAGCACAUCCAAUCCGAGAGAUGGCUAUUUUAGGGAAAUUCCAUAAAUAAAACUCCUUUCUCCAUGGAUUUCCCUGUCGGUAACAUUGUUUGGAGACCAAGGAACACACCUGCAUGCUUUUCCUUAGACCAAUCAUCGUGAAUUAGCCUGAGUGGGAGCAAAUGAGAAACUUAGAAGUGCUUUAAAUAGUGGUGAACUGUUAAUGCAUACCAGGAAACCCCUGACAGUUGUAACCCCUUCACGGCAAGUUAUUAGGAAUGUUCUUUGAAAUUGUGUCUUGAUACGUUAUCUGCCAUGAAGCAGGUAAAAUGCACCUAUGAUACCGUGGUCAUAUUUUGCAUGUCCAUUGUAUUUGCCAGAUUUCUAGCAAAAAUAAAUAUAUAGGUCAUGCUUUCGAUGUCUGCACAGAUUAAUAAAACUAACUACGCCAAAAUGCAGCAUCCCAUAAUUCUAAGAACACAGCCAUGAGAUAGGCAUUUUGGGUAGCCACACACAGCAUUGUGGGAGCUCAGAAAUUUUAUUGAAUUUCACAACAGAGAGCAACAAUGAAUUCAAGCAUUCGUUUUCAUCUUUGGUUUGCUGAGAAUUGUACUAGCACAAUGUAUACAUACAGUUUUAAUACUUGAUAUUUAAUAACCAAUUACAACUGAAUGGGAACCAUGAGUUCUCUGGAAAUGUACGGUAUUGAACAAAACAUUGAAAAUCACCUAUAACUUGUAUUAAAGUGGCUCUGUCACUUCUGAGUAUUUCAUAAAGAUAUAAUGUUUAUAAAAUCCUGAUGCUGAAUCAGAUGGAAAUUCCAAUGCAAUCCAAAGAUACCAUAAGACAAAGCAGAGACCACUUUGUCUUAUGGCCAAGCCUUUGAUUGACAAAAGCCUUUGAUUGACUCCAACGUCAAAUUAUGUCCAAUCCCAGAUUCAGGCACCAUCUUGUUUAUUGCGAUCUCCUCCAUGGACGUCAGUGAUGUAAUUUUGUACAUAUGUAAGAAUACAGCACUGAUGAAGUUCCCUGAAGUUGAAGCACCAGGACCCGGAGAGGGUCCCCAUGAAAAAGGUGGAGGUCAAGCUUUAGAUAAGUACACCUACUUUUCACUGCACCCCGUGGACAUCGGAUCCUAAUUGAAGAUGUCACCCCCAAAGGUGACAGAUCCGCUGUAGCCUUUUUGUCACGUGGUGCUCUGUUCUUUUAAAUGUUCUUAGAUCUUUAUCAAUGGACAUCACUGUACGAUACAAUGGUAGUAUGGAUUUCUACAUUAAAUUUUUGUUCCACCUCACAAACAUAUUUUUGUUAAGUAUUAUAAAACCUAUGAAGUGAUGGUUUCCUUUUAGACAGGACAAAGUACUAAACGUUUAAUCUUUAUUGCAGAAUCAAAGUUUCACCAGUUUGAAGUUCUGGGUCUGAAGUGGUUGCCCCGCUUGAGUCGACUACAAGCCAAAGAAAUCACUCCUUAUGAGGUGGGAGACCGCCCCUGGCAGAAAAGUGUGGAGCAGCUGACUUCUAACCCAGCUCUCCUGUGUGCCCUACGCCGAGUCUAUGCCUUUACUACACUAGAACACGCCAUCCGAGAACUGUCAUCCAUGACAGAUAAAAAACUACCCCAACUCAUCAUGUCUGCCACUCCAGAAAUUGCCUUCCGUCAGGCAGCCCUAAUCUUCAUGGACAAAGAACUGAUUCCUGGUAAGUAUUGCUUUCUGAAGUAAGUUUUUAGUUACCAAAUUCUAGUUCCUUAAAUUGGUUUGACAUCUGGUGACACCAUUUAUAAGAGGUGCAACAGAAAUAUUGAGUGUUUCGACAGCCAAUGGGCAUAUACUAGUAUGUGGUGUAGGUUUUACCUUCGGAUCGGUAACUUUCCCUUAGAGGUGCUUUUAAUGACCGAGUUCUUCAACCUCUCGGAAGGAACGCUUGAAGGUUUCCGGUGGUAUAUUUGUCUCACAUUGAAGUCAAUGUUGUUCUGCAUGUGGGUUGGAUACUACUCUCAACAUCCACUGCUAUGAACCAUAUAUAAAUAUGUAAUAUAUAAUAACACUGUAGCUUUUUAAAAUUAUUAUUACCUUUAGAUCCAGAGAGCCGCAGCAUCCUGAAAUAUAUUGCACCACCAUCAAUGAGCUGCAGGUCUGGAGGUGAGAAUGAGUGACAGACAACUGCAGUCACAUUAUUUUGCUGAUAAUAUAGAAUUUUUUUUUAAGUCAUGGGUUAAAAUGCACAAUACUACAUCCAUGUGUUAAAUAAUUUCUUUCGUGCCUUUGGUAGGUGCAGAAGAUCACAAGUGGCAGACUGAGUCCAUAUUCACGUACAUGCUGUCAGGUAAGACCAUACCUCCCUAGAUUUAAUGAUCCUGAGAUUUCCAGUUGGUUCUGUAAAAACUCCGACAUCUUCCAUGUUCUACAAGACUGGACAGUCACUAGUUGCAGCUGGAUUUAACUUUCCAUCUUUUUUCAUCACUUGUCUUAAAGCAGCAGGUGGACAUAAGGUGCUUGAAUCUGGUGGACUGGUUUCUUUUUGAGGCAUCGUUAGUCUAGGAUUACACAAGGGUUAAAGAAAUCAUAAUCUUGAGAAUUAUCUCUAGUUUAUAUGAGAGAGAACAUCCAGAGAAGCUCAAAUAAAUAUUUAAAUGUUAUAGAACGUGUCUGUUUAUAGUAGACAGGUGACUUCCAUUAGUCUACUCCCUUUUUAAAAAAAAAUUUUUUUGAAAAUUAUCUGAAUCCAGAGAUAUAACCUUGGACAAUGAAUUCGUAAGCCGACAUCCAUGUUGGAAGCAACAAACCAGUCUCUUUGUUUAUUCUUAUCCACACAAUUUCUGUUCGUUACCCAUACUUUGAGCUUUGUCUGUAUUCUGAUUUGAUACCAGUAUACCAAUCGGAAUACAGAUUUGAUUUCAAUUGAGCCAUGAUCUUUUCUUCACCAGCACCUUCUAUUACCCACUUUCUGCAAAAUACAGGUCCUAGUGCAUUAAUACCAUGCUUAGCCUGGAUACCCUACAUCAUUUCAAUAAAUAUUUGAACAUGUCAGUGUGGCAUGUACAGUCCAUAAUAACAGCAGAUUAUUUAAAGGACCACUAUAGUGCCAGGAAAACAAACUCGUUUUCCUGGCACUAUAGUGCCCUGAGGGUGCCCCCACCCUCAUGGCCCCCCUCCUGCCGGGCUGAAGUUGGAGGAAGGGGGUUAAACACUUACUUUUCUCCAGCGCCGGGCUCCCUCAGCACUGGGGACUCUCCUCCUCCUUUGGACGUUAUUGGCUGAAUGCGCAUGCGCGCCAAGAGCCGAGCGCGCAUUCAGUCAGUCCAUAGGAAAGCAUUCUCAAUGUUUUCCUAUGGACGGCAGGGUUAUCUCACUGUGAAAAUAACAGUGAGAAGUACAGAAGCGCCUCUAGUGGCUGUCAAUGAGACAGCCACUAGAGGCUGGAUUAACCCAAAUGUAAACAUAGCAGUUUCGUUGAAACUGCUAUGUUUACAGAAGGCAGGGUUAAACCUAGAUGGACCUGGCACCCAGACCACUUCAUUAAGUUGAAGUGGUCUGGGUGCCUAUAGUGGUCCUUUAAUUAAGUAUACAUUUAGCUUUUGCUAGUUUUUUAAGUGUGUCCCAAGUCAUCUGUGUUAUUGUUGCCAUUAUUGUCAGUGUUACUCGCUUCAUUGACUGGUUGAGUUGCCCCUGCCUAGAAUCAUACGAGUUGUAAGCACAAUGACCCUAAAAUUUACAGUCUGCAUGUUGCAUCCAUACAUUAAGCUAACCAUGCCUUAUUCCAGGUUCCGUAAAUGUUACAGCCAUAACAUUCAGCCUGGGAAUGUUAUUUUGAUUCCAAAUUUUUGCAGGUCCUCCACUACUCUACACGGUUCUUCUCCUCAAGCCAGGGACUUGGAGCCAUGCCAUUGGAAAGAUUUUGCGAAAGGCUGUACAGCAGAAGUUCCACCUGGUUGGAAUGAAGCCAGUGACACUUGCUCCUCAGGAUUGUGAAUUAAUCCUCUCUGAGAAUGUGAAGCAGGUGAGGGUAUCCUGGUGGAACUUACAGAGCCCCUUAUGAAGUCAGAAAACCACAUCCGUCCCAUUGCCUUUUUAAAAAAAAUCAAUUUAAAGAAUGCUGGAAAUUUUACAAAAAGAGAAAACUAAAAAUAUUUGUAUCUUCUUACAUUGUGUAGACCUUCACUGGGUACUUUGGUGGGUUAUAUAAAAUAUGCCAAUAUUUGCAGUUAAAAAAACUACAAUAAGAAAAGUUUUAUGUUUUUAAAGCAAUGCUUUUUUAUCUUGGCGGACUAUUUCUUAACGUGAAACUUUGCACAUCUCCUUCAGUUCUCUUGGAUAAGCUGUUUUUCAUGACGUAAUAGAAGGUAUCCAGCACUAAUGUAAUGUUUUUAAAAAUUACUCCGUUUUAAAUCUAAUUCUAAUAGUGGUUAUGAGGGAACCGAAGGAGAUCUGCACAUUUUCCAUCACUACUUCACGAUUUAGCAUCAUGCUUUGUGUAUGAUGUCAUCCAAUUAGUGGCUGCCAUUCUCUAAUAUACUGUGGUUCAGGGUAUCUGUCAGUCAUUGAACUGUGCAUUUUUAUUGGCCGUUUCAUGCUGAGCUGUGAUUGGUGUAGUUCAUUUUACAUAUUGAGCUACCCUGUGAUUGGUUCACCUUAGUUACACUAAUCACCUAUCUGAGUGGGAGCUUCAAGCCUAUCUUGCUGAGAAUCUGAUGUUAAAACAGGAAAUGCUGGGGGUGGAUCCAAGCUCUGUACAAGUUACCUAAUGAACACUGAAAAUACAGCUGCAGGGCGCAGAUUUACAUUAAUGCACAGAUGACAUCUGUUUUGUCAUGUAAACAGUUUAACAGACAAAAAUUACCAUAAUUUCCUUUUAAACACUGCUUUAGCCUUUAAUUGCUAUUUACCACAUUGAUCGUGUUAAUUAUUAAUUAGGACAUGGCACCAAGUGAAAAUAUGCAUUGCUCCUUCCCCAGGAUAAAUCUCUAUUUCACGCUCACUGUGAUUACCUCUGCGUUGGACCCUGCCUCGUGCUUUGUCUACAGAGACACAAUGCCGUACUGAGACUCCUGGAUUUACUGGGGCCCGAGGAUCCUGAGCUGUGCAGAGCUGAAGACCAGUUUCUAUGGAGAGUACAGUAUGGCACCAGUCCUGUACGGAAUGGGAUGUACGGUUAGUGAGCAAGAAAUCUAAUUCUUAGUAAAACAUCUAAAUUAUACCUUCAAGGUUAAGUCAGUGGUAGUGUGUAUAUGAAAAGGUAGUAGGUUCCUAUGAUUCUGGGUUAUGGGUAGAGUUAUAUGAAUAGGUUACCAUUAUCGAAAUGGCUUGGAAAGGCUAAAGGGACACUGUAGGCACCCAGACCACUUCAGCUAAUUGAAGUAAUCUGGUUGCUGUGACCCUUUUGCACCUAGUGCUGCAAUGUUAAACAGACAGCCACUGGGGGCACUUCCGGAUUCGUAACAGACUUUUGGUUUGUCAGAUUUUUUUUCAUCCAGAAUCAUAUAUUCCCCAUAGGAAAGCAUUGAAUAACGCUUUCCUAAGGGUAGGUUUAAUGCGCGCGCGGCCAUUGAAGGAGUGUGGGUGGAGCCUGACCCAGCGCCGAGGGACAUCGGCGCUGAAUCAAGGUAAGUAGCUGAAGGGGUUUGAAAUGGGAUGGGGGCGGGAGGGAGGGGGUCACUGUAGAAUUCUCAAGUGUCAAGGAAACGGGUUUGUUUUCCUGGCACUGGAGAGUCCCUUUAAUAUGGAGGUCCUAUUUUUGAGUUUUGGAUUUUUAGUUUAGUAUGAUGAGUUUUACAUAAUGUAAGGAAGUUAUAUGAAGUAGUUAUAUCAGAGAGUAGGGGGAGUUGUAGGGAGUGGUUAUAGCAGAAAUCAGGGGUAGUUAUAGGGAGUGGUUAUUGUAUAAAGUAGGGGGAGUUAUAGGGAGUGGUUAUCGUAUAAAGUAGGGGGAGUUAUAGGGAGUGGUUAUAGCAGAGAGUAGGAGGAGUUAUGGGCAGUGAUUAUAUUAGAAAGUAGGGGGGUUAUAGUAGAAUGUAGGAGGCGUUAUAGGUAGUGGUGAUUGCAGGGGAACGUUUUAGGGAGUGGUUAUAGUAGAAAGCAUUGGGAGUUAUAGGGAGUGGUUAUAGCAGAGAGUAGGGGGAGUUAUGGGUAGUGAUUAUAUUAGAAAGUAGGGGGAGUUAUAGAGAGUGGUUAUAGUAGAAAGUAGGAGGCGUUAUAGUAGAUAGCAGCGGGACGUUUUAGGGAGUGGUUAUAGUAGAAAGCAGUGGGAGCUAUAGGAAGUGGUUAUAGUAGAAAGCAGAUUAUUUUGUUGAAGUUUGAUUGGAACCAUUAUCGUUAUGGGUGUUUUUGUACUUAUGUAUAUAGCUAUGUAUCAUCUGUAAAAAUAAACUGAUCCAUUACUUCUAUCCAAAUAACCCAGGGAGCUUUUUAAAGCUCUGUGAGAUGUGAGCUCGUUACUUACAAACGUAUGAUAGCUGUUAUGGCCAUCCUCAGUAUUUGUCCUUUUGUUUUUCUGUGUUGAAAUCACUCGGCAAUCCAUCAUUUAUCUCUUAAUAUAUGUCACUUGUCUUUUCUAUAGUGCGCACCUCAUACUGCGAACGCGCACAGCUAUCUUAAGAGCAAACCUCUACACACAAGCAUGGAAGCCUCACACUUUCUUUGUCAUCCAACAAAUAAUAAAUGGUUAUUAAGCUAAUAGAAGGUCUCUCCCCAGGCAUUGCAUGUGUCACAAGCAGCUAUGUUAAAAAAAGGUUCUUUAAAGGUGACAUUAUUUCUGUAAUCUAAUGCAUUUUCACUUCAUUUAGAGACAUCCUGUUAUUCUUUGCAGCCUGGUUAGCAGAGCAUCUAAGGAACUCUUUAUGCUCCGUCACGUAAUUCCAUACAAUGGCACAGGGUUUUUUCUGCACGGAUUUUUCCAUGCUCAGUAAAUGUAGGCCAAAGAGCAUUUAUUAUAUCAGCUUUACCAAAGGAGAUGCACAGAUCAGCUAUAGGUGGAGAUGAGGGCAGUAUUACAGAGAGUAAACCAGGGGAGGCGGAGGGAGAGUGUCUAUAGGAAUAGAUGUAUCCGCAAUCACAGGGAUUAAUUGUGUUAUUUUUAGCCACAGUUUCAGGGCAUUUUUAUGUUUUUUGUUCUUCUGGCUAGGAAAUCUUUUCCUGACGAUUCACAUCGAAUUUAUUACAUUUAAACUUUCAGAAAUAAAUGUGUGUAGCAGAUAUAGAGCUUUAUGCCCUAUCCUUUUAGUUCAAUUUUAUUUGUUUUUUUUACUUGCUACAAAUAAUCUGUAGAUUUAAAUCAGAGAUAUAUUUUUUUGACUUGGUGCAGAGGAUAUUCUGUUCAGCUGCCUUGCAUUCCAUUACAUCGUUCGUUUUUCACUGACGUUCUAGGAAUGUGGGCUACUUUCUUCAUUUGUCAUUUUAUUAUACAAUUUAGGACUGAAUGACAGAUCAGAUCUGGGAGUGUUGGCCAGGAGUUAGCAACUAAGGCUGUUCCUCUCUUUCAUGACUCUACUCACUAUCCUUAGCCAGCGAUACACCAAUUUCAGAGGCCCAGGUUAUAUUUAAUGCAGGAUAUCUGAAUUUACUCCAGUGAGUUAGAGUCCCAUUUGCGUUAUUUUCCCAGUUAUCUUUGAGAGGGACUAAAGGCCAAUAUUAGCCACAUAGCAGAGAUUCCUGUCCUCGGUCAACGGCUGUUGUGAAUGGAUUUUCCAAAAUCCUUGGAGUCUUAAUGACAAAUGGAUGGGCAGAACUGGACACCCCUGAUGUAAAACGUCUCUGACAGUUGACUGCAAUUAGCAGUUUCACUUUUUAUUAAGUCUAUUGAUUUCAGUUUUCUGGUAAAGUUUCGCAAUUAAUCUGCAUUGAGCAACACUUUCAGGAAAACCGUGGAAGCCGAGGCUAAUUAUUAUCCCAGCUUAUUCAUGGCCGCAUUUUAUCUGGCCAAUGUGUCCUGCACGUUUAUCCACAAUAUUUCUGUAUCGAACAUACGCGUUGCCCAAAAAGUCUUUCCUAGUAUUUCUUUUCUUUCUUUGUAAGAGAUAUUUCACCUAGUUAAAGGACCAAUAUAGGCACCCAGACCACUUCAUCUCAGUGAAGUGGUCUGGGUGCAGCGGCCCUGUCCGCUUUGUCCUGCUAUGUACAAUAUUGCUGUUUUGUAGAUAAGGCAGUGUCUAACUCCUUCCGCACCUGCAACCAAGUCAGACUCAGUUCUAUGAUGGUUGACAUCCUCAUGUAUUGCAUGUGAACGUAGAAUGUCAGAGAGACAGAUAUUUUCAGAGAUUUUAGACUGAUGAAAGAGUAAAUGUUUUUUGGAAGUUUAUACCACAAUUAUUGAUUAACGGCUAUUUUUAUGUAGGCUAAAUAUGCUCCCUUACAUUUUUUUGUAUCUCUCUCUUCAUCUUCAGGUUCCAUCUCCUAUGAUACCGCCAUCCGAGACCUGAAACAUUUCUUCCCCGAAGGUCUUCCAUGUGAUCAGUCAGUCGUGUUGGAGACUGAACAGGUAGGAUUUGCCCUUCACUCUGGCCGUUUUGUCUACCCAUAUUAUCCAUGUUAUACUUUGAAAUAUCUCCUAUCAGAACUUCAUUUUCGAUUAUCCUGUACCAGUUUUAAAUGUAAGAUAAAGGAUACCGCACUCUCACAGUGAAAACCAAGUGCAUCAAAGACCGGGUUGGCAAUACCCAAUUUAGUAGAUAUUAGUAGAAAGUAACUCGAGACUCUCAAGGUUUCUUCAAAAAGGCAGAUUUAUUGAGAACUGAAUGUGCAACGUUUCAGCCUACACAGAGGCCUUUUGUCUCUUCGUUUCUUAGCUUUAGUUUUAAAUGUAGUCAUUAAAUAUAGGCCCCUUUUAAAAAGUAGUUGUAGUGCUCUCCUGAUUGCUUCGUUUAAUGGCUUAUGUGAACUUUAAAGAUUUUAAGAUUUAAAGAUUGUAAGAUUUUAGCAAAAUCUAAAUAUUAUAAAUAAAAUCACACAUUUAUUGUGGUAAAUCUACGGACUUAAGGAAAUUAUUGAAUAUUAUAAAUAAGCUCCAUACAUUUUACAAUUUCGUUUUUGCUUUAUAAUGUGAAAUGGCAUGUGCGUAACAAGAAAAACAAUUGAGCAGAAAUAUAUUUUUAUUAAAGUAUAACUGUCACUUCCCAGAAUUUUUAAUAUUAUGUUUACUUAUCCUCCAUAUUUAGAAAAUGUGUUUUUGCAAGGUCUAAAAAUGUAAAACUCUAUGUUUAAAUCCACACAUCUCCCCUAGAAAUGGGCGCCUUCAACUUGGCUUCCAAUCAAUCAUCAUUAGAAAUGUUGCACUAUUCUGCCAUUGAACAUAGUAAUUUGAAGAGGAGAAACGGAAACAAUGUUGCCCUGACUGUGCCAGGACUGAACUAGAUUUUGCUCAUUUGCUAAAUCUUAUUAAAAUAUACAUUUUAAAAGAAAACGAAGUAUCAUAUAAUUUAUAGGUGAUUUUCAACCCUGCUGUAACAAUAAACAUAAUUUUGACAACCUUAGUAGAUACAAUAAUACAUUUACCCAAAUAGGAUGUAUCUUAUAUACCAACCAUUAGGGACUUGCCAGCGCAGGAAAUAUUUAUAUAAUUUAGCAAUUUAACCUUCAAUGAAGUUUUUAUGUAGUCCUCAAAGCAAGAUGUGGAUAAAUGGCAUAAAAGGCUUAUUAUUUAAAGAAAAUGUAGCACUAGUUUAAUAAAAGGAGUGUCUAUGCUAAAUUGUAUACUGCAUAUUGGCAAAAGUGAUGGAAAUCAAAUUUGAAUCGGAAUACUGAUUCAGAUUCUCUAUUGAAUCUGCAGCUCUGUAGGGAAACAGGCUCAAAGGUAAAUUCAUUGAUGACAUGAGAGGUCAUUAAGUCACCAUUUCUAAAUGGACCAGAUUGCAUCCAUUUUAAAUUGCCAGCAAUCCUAGAAAUUCACAAAUCAGCCUUAUAUUUACACCACGCAGAGUCCUGGUUGCAGGACGAUGGGAAUGUACUUAUAUAAGUCCUGUAAUAAACGCUAUGCUUCGUCUAGCAUGAAUGAGUUAACAACUAUUUCCUGAAUGUUUUGCAAGUAUGGGAUACUGUGCAAAUCAGCUUCUUAGAGCAUCACGUGAAACGUGCACCUAAAAUAGACACAAUAGAAGAACAAAGCGUUAUUUUCGGUUGUCCUCGUUACCUCUCACAUCAAUUAUAAAAUAAAGAGUCUGCUAGAAAGGCUGCUUUUUGUGUUGCGUGCUAUAUUUAUUGCAUUCGGUGCUGUUCCCUGUGUACCUGUGAUUUGCACAGCUGUGUCUAUUUCGUGACUACAACAGAACUGUCUAUACCCUGCGUAAUGCAGAGUGCUUAAGUAAUUGAUUAAAAGCCUCUUGUAUAUGUAUGUAACACUCUGCCUAAGACGUGAUAGUUUAAUAUAUCUCUGCUUCUCUGCAGAUUACAAGUUGUCUAGCGUACGGCGACCCAGCUGCCAUUUUAACUGAGUGAUUCUAAAAAAAAAUAUAUAAAUACACAGGAAAGUGCACGGGGUGGAUUGAAGGCCUAUAUUUAUACCCAACCUGGCAACGUAUGCUUUUAAAUGUAAUGGAAAUCAUUUAGCCCCUAGUUAAUAGGAAUUUAUUUUUUAAUCCUACCACGUGAGGAAGCGGGGGAGUUCUUUCCUUUCUCUGUAUGCUUGCGUUCAGUUCGUGCUGCCAGAAAGCGUUUUGUAAAGCUUGGUAAUUCAAAGUACCACCAAGAGCAAUGCCAAACUCAAAUCUCAAAGUUCCUGUGGCGAUCAAGUAAUGUGUUACCAAAAAUCUAAAAAUGAACCUGAACUCAUCCGUUUAAAGGGACACCAAAAUCGUGGUUUUUUUUUGUAGUUAACUGGGCUCAGAUGUAUAUUCUCAUAAUUAUCAAACACCCACUGGAAAUGACUAAAGAAAGACAUCUUACUAGACAGAAUGUGCCCAGUAGCCCCUUUAUCAGGGAAAGGCAACCUUCAGCACUCCAGAUGUUGAGGACUACAUACCCCAUAAUGCUUUUACACCCAUAAUGCGGGCAAAGCAUCAUGGGAGGUGUAGUCCAAAACACCUGGAGUGUCAAAGGUUGCCUAUGCCUGCCCUAGAUCAAUGUUUGCAAUAUGUGUAAGGUUAGCUGGGUAUCGUAAUACAAUGCUGGGAAUUCUUGACACAAUAUCACGUCCCACCAGAUGAGCCACCUCCUGGCCGAGCACCAUUCAGUCACUACGACCUUAUUAACGCAUGUUUUCACUGUACUCUCAGACUCGGAUGAACUGCAAUUCCUUCAAAUUCUGUAUCUCCAAAGUGCCAUAUAGACAUAUACCUGAGCAGACGAGUAGCCUGAUGGCUGAACAUGUUCGUUUGGUUCGGCAUUCAGAGUUCCCCUAUGGCUCCAAAACAAAAAAGAGAUGCUUAAUGGGAAAAGGAUGGUUGGUGGUUAGGGGACAACCACUAAAUGUUGAUUUUAUCCACCGAUCAAGUGAAAAGGGACCAUCUGGGGAGUGAGGUGAGGGGGAAGCAGGAGAAAAAUAGAAAAUCUAUAUUUAAUAAAUGUAUAUCAUGUAUAAAUAUAGAUAUUUGUUUCCUGUUUUUCCCUCUAUUGGUUACUUUUCUCCCUUGAUCUGUAAAUGAAAUAUGGGGAUGUCCAUUUAUCCAUGGAUCAUAUUCAGCUGAACCAUUACAUGAACAAGCGUAGCAUGUGCCAAACAAAAUUUCAGUUUCAGGAAAAAUGAUUUAGUUGAACAUAACUUUCCCAGUUCUAUCUCUCACCUGCAGUUCCCCUAAAUCUUGACAUCUAGCUGUGGAUAUGACUCUUUCCUCUAUCAGUCUACCUUACGUCAUAAUGGGAAAUGAACAGUGAACCCCUCCCAAAGAGGGCACCACACCGUUCUAAUUUAUGUCUAUAUCUGGAGCUAUUGGCAAAAUUUUAAUAUCUUUCAUACCAUUAAAUGAACACUCCUAGCACCAUAACUACUACAGCCCACAGUAGAAGUGCUGUCGCACAGUAAGUAGUCAAGCUGUUUUAGUAGAAUUUGGCAACUUACCUGAAGGCCGCUGUGUGCCCGCACCACAUCCAGUCUCUAUAGAAUAAAGCUCUGCCUAUAAACAUGGCCCUGCUUAGCACUGUAUAGCUGACCGAAUUAUCAUACAGUAGAAGACCGAAUGCAAGGUAUGUGGUUUCAUGCUCCUGGCAAGACCCAGAUAAGUUGUCAUACUGAGCUAAAAUGGUUUACUACUUACCAUGGAGAAAGUAUAAUGAAUACCGCACUCUCCAAGCUUCCAGGUUGCGCAGGACCUCAGAAUGGCUAGGUCUUACAUCCAAAAGCUAGAAAAUAAAUAUUGAUCAAAACACUCAAGGAAAAAAGCCAAAAUAGGAACACAACAGCAAUGUUUCGACCCAGCAGGGUCUUUGUCAAGUAAAGCUGCUAUUUUGGCUUUUAUCCUUGAGUACCUAGAUCAUCAUUUAUUUUCCACUACUUACCGUGGGACAGCAUCAGGCCACCUCGACUUCUAUUGUUCCUUUAAUCUUCAUACCAUCCUCCUGUCAUACCACCUUCCAACAACCUUUUACAAACUCUUUUAAAGUUAAAUAAAUACAUGAUCGGUCCACUUAUUAAUUAAAUUAAAUUAAAUUAAACAACUGCCUUCCAUAAUUACAUUAACAUCUAACUCAAGGCACGUUAGAAGAUCAUCAAUUCUCACCUUGAAAUCUGUUCAACUCAAGCAUUAUCAUCAAGAUGUAAAUAAUAUAUAUUAAAAAAAAUAUCAUCCUUCUACUCACUGAGUGACACUACACACAUUAUACAUUUACCUUGUAUAGUGGAUAAAUAAUUUUUAGUGGCCUUUUUUAGAAAUGGGUGGUCAGGACCCAGAUUCCCAACUGUUUUAGAAUAUGCUGGUACAACAAUGGGGGGUUUACUAUUAAGUCCACCCCAGCAGAGAAUUUUCCCUUUAAGGGGUACCGAUAUGAAAAUGAAAAUGUCUACAGCAAAGCUGCAAUUUAAACAUGUGUGUGUAUUAAUACAUUUGACAAUGUUUCCAGCUUGGCUCUUUUAGUCUUACAUUUGCAUUUCUCUUGUUAAUUUGUCACAAUUCCUGGUUUAGUAAUUGUCUGCCUAUUUUUUUAUAUUUCAUUUAUUUACGUGAAAGGAUUUUUCAUCCGUAUUUGCAGCUGUGAACUUUAACUUGUAAUUAGGAGGAUGUUAACAACUAAAACAUAUAUCGUGUGUUUUAUAUAUUCUUAAACCUUUCUCUGUUCUUUUACUGUCACAAAGAAAAUUUACAAUAUAAUUUAUUUAUUUUUACCCUUUUGUCAAUCAAUUGUUUAUUGGGGCAGAAAUGUAACAAGCACUGGUAAAAUAGGAGUGACAUAUCCAGACAAAAAUAGUUAGUAUUAGACAUAUUCUUCUGUGUUUAUUUGUCCGUAGAUACCAAGACUGGAGUGUGAUGUCUUGUUUGGCAGUCGAGCACAACGCAAAGUGGUGAAGAAUCCACUUCAUCAGCCAGGAAAAUCUCCAACCUGGGGUAAUGUCUGCCACCAGUAAAACAAAGAUCUUGUUUACCAUAUCUUCUCUACCUACCCAUCCCUGUUCACCUUCAAAUACCAAGUCCUUGUGGGAGGUGGCAUUCACGCCAUACUUUUUUUUUUUUUUUUUAAAUCACGCCAUACUUUUAUUUGAAAUGUCAGCAGUAGCUUGUGACCUGAUGCCUUAGCCCAGGACUUUGUACCGUCUCCCCUGUGUCCUUCCUUUUCCCUUGUAUUCUUGAGAGGAAUAUGAAUGCUGUGUUCCUGUUGACAUCCUUUUCAUUUUUUUGAUCCCUUACAUACAUCCCUCUAUUUGUCUUUUGCCUGUGGGUUCUGUGUCAUCCUCGGGUGUUUGGUCUGACAUCUUCCUACAUGCAUGCUGUCUACCCAAUGCCACCUUCUUCUACCUGUACUGAUCGUUAGCUUGCUAUCCGACCUUGGCUUGUUUGACUAUCCCAUGGCCUGCUCUCUGUGCUUGACACGUGAAUGUUGUGUAAAAGUUGGGAGGUUUUUUUUGCCUCUAUUAUUUUUAUAUGUACAUCUUCCUGGUAGAAUUGUCUUGAUGUUCAUUGGCCUUCCUCGCUGUGAAACUUGAUUGAUGACUGCCAACAGGCAAGUUAAACUUCUGUUCAACUGAGAAAAAUGAGCAGGACUUAAACACUAGUAGCAAAUUAACAUUUGAGUGCGGCCUUUGCUGGCCUUCGGCAAGGAGAGUCAUAAGCUACAUUAAUAAGUACUUUACCAAAGCAAUAACUUUCAAGUGAGACACAUUUUGAAACUGUAAAAGACACAAAACCAAAUUGACCUACAUAAACCUACAUAUAAGUUGAUUUUGAGGAAUUUUUAUACGGUAAAUUGUGACCCAUGACAGUGCUGCUCUACCCAUACACACUGGUUACAACCAUACAUAGAUUGGUUUAUCCAUUUAGACAGGGUUAACUGAACAAAGGAGAGCAGACUGUAUUGACUGUUUAAGCAAUGACCGUGACAAAGGCUCCUGCAGCUUAUACUAAGUGUUUGGUAAAUGCAAGUCACAUACACACUUGCACGUGUUCUGUCUUAUGACGCACAUAUGUGUCACCUUCUAUACCAAGGCACCCAGCUGUACAGCAGCCAGGCAGCCCAUCACACAUGUACUCAUAUUUUAAAGAUGAGACUCAUUUUGUUAGUAACCCUUCAAAUUCCAGAGGGAGGCUACAUUCAAUAUAUAGUAAUUAUAAUAAAAUAAUGGAAUGGAAAAAUAAUAUUGAGCAUCUCUGCCGGUUUCCAUAAAUGCGUAUUCCCCGUUACCAUUCAUUAAAUAUUUUAUGCAAUAAAUGGGAUCUUGUGCACCAGACAUAUCUAUUAAAUGUUAAUGUCACGUAAUGUAGUAUCAAUUGAAACCUUAGGACCGUACAUUAACUAUCUAAUGACAAGGUCAAUAAAAUCAGUACCAUUGAGUUAAUUAAUAAUAACAUCUCUAUUUAGAACAUACAUUACAAAUAAAAUAAAAGUAUUCUUCCUAGUAGAGUUUUUAUUUUUUAGUUUAUUACUUGUGUCUAAGCCUGCUGUUCAGAUUAAUUUAUUUUAUUUUUGGUCAUUUUGCUGGCCGACUCCUAACAUCCAUUAGAAAACUGGCCAUAUUAAUUGUUGACGUCCCACCAUAGUACUGCGUUGUUUGGACAAUAGGAUAUAGUUCCAACACUGAACGUAACGCUGUCCUAUUUUAUGCCAUGUGGAAGCACCAACUCUAUGCAAUAUAGCCCACUUGGUUUAUUUAUCAAUUAAACUAUGUCUCUAAAAAAGGUAAUUGCAGUAGGAUAUAUUGUAUAGUUUUAAUCUGGUUGGUUCGUAAUGCCAGUUCAUAAAAUAUAGCAUGUUGAUAAUAUAGAUUGUUUUGUAAAAUAAAUAGUACCGGUAAUUGGUUUUCAUUCAUAGAAACAUAGAAUGUUCUUGGACGGCAGAUAAGAAGCAUUCGGCCCAUCUAGUCUGUCCAAUUUUCUAAAUACUUUCAUUAGUCCCUGGCCUUAUCUUAUGGUUAGGAUAGCCUUAUACUUAUUCCACACAUUCUGAAACUCCUUCACUCCUUCACUCCUUCACCUUUACCACUUCAGCUGGAAGGCUAUUCCAUGCAUCCAGUACCUGGGAAUUCAAGCCUGGGAAUAGCAUUAUAACUGUACAACAAAUACCUCUAUAAAGAUACAUGUCCAGGUUUGUAAAAGAUUAAAGGAUGGUAUAUUACUAUGCAGGAGCUGAUUUGCUGAUGUAAUUGUUUAUUAUCCCAGCCACCAAUACUUCCUUUAGAUAGUAAGCUCAUGGGCCAUCUCUUGAAACACGCUUUGUGUAAGAGUUAAAUGUGCAAUUAUAUAAGCCUAUGAUCUGGGUUUCUAAAUCAAUUAAUAUCUAUCUUCAGGUUUGUUUGUUUUUAUAAUUUGAACACACAUUGACUUUGUAUUUACUCAAAUAAUUACCUUCUUUAUUUGCUUUACUUAGAUCAACCCUUUAUCAGUGCCCUUAGCCAGACCACGUGCCUUCUCUUCCCUCCAUGCACUGUGCGUGGCUGCCCACCACCCUACAUCCAGGGACUUGAGCAACUGGCCAGCAGAGACUUUCGUAUCACAGCAACGCGUCUUACUGUAUUCGACCAAUCACAGGCACAGCUGGUCUCAGAUUUAUACAGCCCACUGGACAGCCUAUCAGCAGAGGUACUCAGACUCACUGUCAUGUGGAUCCCUUUUAUUGCACUCACAUUAAAUGCUACUGAAAAGAAAGGUUUGGAAAAAAAUGUCAGGAUUAUUUUCUAGGGAAUUCAAAGAGAGUUUAAAGAGAAUUUCAAAAUUUGGUCCGGAAUAGCCAAAUUUGUCAAAUUCUUUAAUUCUGUCUUCAGUUUAGCUAUUUUGGACUUAAAUUUGAAAUUCACUUUGAAUUCCCAGCAAUGCUUACGUUAGUGAAUAACGCUGAUAGAGAUGUCUUUUUCCUCUCUUUGGCUAGUGUGUUGCCCUCUGAAGGCUAAGUCCAGGGCCAGCACAACCAUAAGGAGGCACAGGCAGGGCCUUAGAGCGCACCGGCCUGGAAGGCAAUGUUCGGGCUCUGGGUGACCGGCAGAAGGGGUUCGCACUGUGCUUCCCCUCCUGCCAGUCACUUCAUGUAGUGUAAAACAGCAGGUAGGUGCAGCGCCUAAAUAGUCCUUAUAUGGGAGUAUAUAACAACAAGAAAAAACUGAAGGAACUGAUAGUGUAGUAUGUAAAAAUAUAAUAAAUAUGAGAAAAAAAUGUGCUCUCACACUUUUAAGGAGCUUCAAUACAGCUCCAACUUUUGCACCUGGGCGUAAUGAUCCCCGCCUAAGGAUAAAGUGCAGUGCUGAUUCUUCAUAUAUUCGUGGUUGUAGAAGGUAUCGUCAUAAAAAUAGAUUUAAAAAAAAACAUAAUGUAGUGUAGUUUGUUUGGGCUAUGGAGCAGGGGUAGGUAUGAAUAUAAAGUGUGCACUCACAUGUAAUGGAGCCGUGAAUAUGGCUCCAAAUUAGCGUAUGAAGUAUAUAAGUGUAGUUAAUAUUUCUCCGUAUAUAUAUAUAUAUAUAUAUGUGUGUGGAAAAGAAGAAAUAAAACCAUAAUAGUGUAUACCGUAAAUAUGGAGAGAAGAACACAGUAAAAAGAUUUAAAAAAACUACUCACAUGCUAGAGAGCAAAGUAUGGUUUGCUCAAUCCAAUACACUUAGGUGGUAUUAUCCCCACCAAGGAUGAAGCCCAAAGAUCCAGCAGCAGCAAAAGAAGGUUCAAUAAAAAAGUUUUAAAACUUUAAUGUUAAAAAAACAAUAAAAGCAAAAAACAAGGUAAAAAAUAGAUAAAACAAUAUAUUUGGAACACUUAACGCGUUUCACCUGAAUGUAGGCUUUCUCAAAAGUGUAUUACAGGAUGCGUGGGACCAUAGCUGCUUAAAUAGGGUGCUAAAAUUCAUCACAGUCACAUGACCAAACUAAUUAACAUAAACAUUUAUUAAAAUAGUAAAAUAAUUAAUAAUAUAAAAGGAAAUGGUGGUAGGAAGUGUAUAUAAGUAAAAAGUAUGAAAAACAAGCAUUUUAGUUGCUCUAAAUAAACUUUAUCAGGUAUAGAAACGUGUGACAAAUCCAAGAUUUCAUGUAGUGUGGUCGCGCGGACCAUGGUGAAGGAUUAUUCGUUUCUUCUACCUGGCCUGACAGGGAGUGCUCACUGAGAGCAGCGACCAGCUUUCUGUCAGAAUGGGGAGAGAAUACAAAAGAUUCUCUACCGUGGUCCGCGCAGCCACAUUAAAAGGGAGGUAAGCAAACACAAGAUGGCGCGGGGGGGUAAGAGGGGAAAUAAGACACACUAAAGGGCUGGGGGAGAGAAAGAGAUGGAUAAAGGUCAUUGGAGGGAAGAGGCAAACAGAGGGGCUGGGGAAGGAGACAAAGACACACACAAAGGGGUUUUAGAGAGGAAGAGACACACAAAGGAAUUGGGGAGAGAAAGACACAGAGGAGGUGGCGAGAAGAAAGACACAAAGGGGCUGGGGAGAGAAAUAGACACACAAAGGGGCUGGGAAGAGAAAGAGACACACAAAAAGAAGUCACAAGUUCAAAAGGGGGGUUAAGAGACACACAGGUGAAGGUGUAUUUUUUAAGGUGGAGGUAGCAAAAUACAUCUCCGCCUGUGUAGCCACGAAUCCUUGCACCGGACCGAGCUGUGUGACUGUGGCGUAACUGUACAACAGUACGCCACUUGUCGAUCCUUGGUUUAAUGGUAAGGCUUGAGUUGUAAACCUACAUCCUGUAUAUUGUCUUAAUGAUGGUCUUGCUUUCUUAUUACAGUUCAAGGCUCUCACAGAGGGGCCCUGUGUACUAGUGGCUGCCCAACGGGACAAUGCAGUAUCUUGCUUUAACUCUGUCAUGGACAGGUACGUACUAGUUAAUGUUAAUGCAGUUUAUGUCAUUGAGAUUGAAAAUAUGUAAACAAUGUUAAGUAUUUUUGAAGGAACUUCUUUAUUUUUUGUUGUUCUUGACCUUCUGUAUUUUCUACAUGAUUGGAAACCUAUGAGCAUAGCAGCCAGUUCUGGGGCCAGGUUCUCCGGAGCAAGAUCUGCACAGCAACACAUGGGAUGUAACGAUGCCUCAGUCAGCUGGUUAAAGUCAGCGAGUAUCAACUCUUCUGACUAGAGAGCAUCCUUUAAGCACAGAACAUACAGUCAUAUAGAAAGCAGAUCAGUGUCGGCCUACUGGAUCACCAUGGUUAAGUCUCUCAGUCAGAGUUUUAGAUUUUUCUCACAGAAGUCCCCAAGAAUGGUCAAAGUUAGGCCAUAGCUUGGAUUUCAAAAGUUUAAACACAGCAAAAUUCCCCUGAAAACAAUGGCAAUAGAUGCCAUCUUUGUCGCAGUUCAGUGGGAAACCCUCAGGUCUCAGUUUCUCUGUGUCACGGUUCAUACCCUGUGACAUUGCAUGGUGACAUCCUAGCGCUGGGGUAGACAACCUUCAGCACUCCAGACGUUGUGGACUAAAUUUCCCAUGAUGCCCUUACAGCUAUGAUACUGGCAAAGCAUCAGGGGACAUGUAGUACACAACAACUUGAUUGCCAAAGGUUGCCCUAGAGUCCUAGCUCAUGGCCACCAAUUCUAGAUGCAAUAGGCAAGUCUGUAACUGGUUAUUGUCAGAGCUUGGAAAAUAAAUAUUCUGUCAAGCAGAAAUAUUAUUAUCACCUGAGAUUUUAGCGCUAACAUUUUUUUUUGUAAAGUGGACUCUUUGCUGGAGCUAUUGUAUCUCUUGCUUCAAAGACCACCCAUAUCGAUAAAAAGCAUUACUUCUGAUGGAGCCCCCCCAACCCCCCUCCCCCCCAGUCCACUAUUCAAAAGCGCCCAUUUAAAGGGGGAGGUAUAGUAACUCUGAAAUUGUCAGUGAUUAUACACUUCAUAAGCUAGAUAUAAAAAUAAACUUCUCUCUAGAAUUUACACAUCCUAUCUGUUAGUCAUUAGUCACAUGAUUAUGAUGUCAUCACUUGCAAUUUGCUUUCUAGGAAGUUGUGAUAUCGCUAAAGUAGUGAUGACAGCAUCCAGGCACUGUCCUAGAAUAGACAGCUCAUCCUUAUUUAGUCAUAGACUAAAUCCACUCUCUCUUCAAUUACGUUUUAAAUAAGAAGAAGCCGGUUAAACGAAUAAAUUAACCAGUAAAUAUAGGGGAGAAUUUUUUUUACAUUUUGCUCAGAAAAAGGAGAUGGAUUUAUGGUGACCUCAGUAGUGACCAAAUGGGCUAUCUUGUAGCUCUGAACAGAAGAUCCAGAAAAGGACCGAGAUUGUUAAAGAGACUCACGAUUUUGUAAAAAUGGUCAGAGGUCUUUUAAUAUAACCCACAAAAAAAUACUAUAAGAUUUAAUGGGAUUUCCAAAAGAAGUUUUAAUUAGCAAAAGAUUGUUUUGUUUUUUUCCUCGAAAUCUGUUCAGCAAUUCAUUUAAACUCCACACUUCUGCGUCUUUUACUGUGUCACCCACAAACACAUUCCAUAUGAUCCUAUUAAAAUGCAAUCUUUACAUCAAAAUCACCAGCCAAUCUCUUGAUAAUAUAGUUUAAUGCUUGCAUCAAACAAUUUUGUCCAUAAGGUGUCACUACGGGGAGUGUGCUUUAAUGAACCAUUUAGGGAAUCAUGAUAUACCAGAUGCAUCAUGACGUAAAGGGAUUGGGAUUUGCUUGACCCCAGCCUCUAAGGACCCUGGCCCCUCUUAUUCCCAGCAGAAGUUAUUGCUUGUCAACAGACUUUCUAACCGGUUUCUGUACCAGUGUUCCUGUAACAUUGUAGCACGGUAUUCCACUCACUCAAUGUUUGUGUCUUUGAGUACCCCAGGGGUUAAACCGAGAAUGGCAUUGCAGGGUCAGGGAGAGAAAGAGAGAGGAUUUGGCGGAUUGAAGCAGGGCAGGGACAGUUCAGUUUCCUCUGUUGGGAUUAUGCUUCAUGAAAAUCCGUUUAUAAAAAGCUUUUGUUUUCCCGGAGAUUAGAUGGCGUGUCAGGGUUUCCAUGACUUAAAAGAUGUAACAGAACGGUGCCUCCAUAUACCAGCUGUGCAUAUUCGUCCGUCAUCAAGGGCACAGGUAGACGGUUAACUCUAAUAGUGCCAGGAGAUUAGUCUCAUUAUUACACAUUGCAGAUUCCAUAGAAAAUAAUUUCAAUAUAAGCUGAUUAGUAGUUAAAAGAAGUCAUCUUUAAAAUGCGUGUGAUCGGGGACGGUGCUAGACUAUUUUGUGCCCUAUGCAAGAACCUGCUACUGGCAAAAUAAAAAUUGGCAGCUUAGAUUUUUUAAAACAGAUUUGUAGAAAAAAUUCAAAGCAUAAAAUGUGAAAGUAGUAAAUUUCCUUUAAACUCUAAGAAUGAGUAUCAUAAGAUGCCAACAGCACCAAUAUUAAAGGCAAAAUGUCCAUUAACCAACCCGUCAUGUUACCACAAUAUAUUGCUUAAAGUCAGACAGAGAAACAAACCGAGAGAUACAGAAACAAACCGAGAGAUACAUAUAGAGUUCAAAAUGUUAUGUGCAUUACCCACUUUCUAUUUUCUCUCCCUUUUUAUGUCCAUUCCCACCCGUUUCCAUGUUCAUUCCCUAUUCCCCCCCUUUCUAUAUCCAUUACCACAUUCCAUAUCCACCUCCCCUCUCGUGUCCAUUCUCCCCACUGGAUCCUCUCCACAUCUCCAUACCUACGGUCCAGUGAUUCUCCUCUUCUCUCCUGUGUGGCAGCCGCUGGGAGGAAGUGACAUAAGAUCAUUUCCUCCCAGCGCUGCCAAAGAGGGAGCACUGGAAAAUGUAGGGGGUGGGCGUAGAGUUUGUGCAGUGUUUAUUUUGUUUUGUUUUUUAUAUAAUGGCACUUUUUUUUUUUUCUUUAUUAUUCCUACAUUUUAAUUUUUGGGGAUACACAGACACCAUUACAAGUUAAAAACUCCUAAUAAUUUCCAAGUGGCAUUACCCAUAUAAUUAAUUACAGCAAGGCAUGAUCUAAUAACAUGAGCGGAUGCGGGGCUCCUUCUCACCUCCCUGCUGGCGGGUGCGUUUUUCUCUGCAUGGGGGGAGUGACUCAGUGGGAGGAAGUGAUGUUGGCUGGCAGCCUGAAUCUUGUUCUCGGAUUGGCUAAAGCUCACGGGAGACCGCAUUAAGCAGACUGGGCGAGGUGAAUGUGGCGGCCAGCUGACAGGAGAUGUUACCACUGUAAGAUGCAAUGUUAAAAUUCCUUCCUACACUGUCCUCGCUCGGUCAGCUUCAUGCCGUCUUCUGCAAACUUCAGCCAAUCUUAUCUUUGCUAGCGUUGCGCACAACAGUGCAUUUUGGGAGCAGUGUGGUGCAGUUUAUGAGGAAGCCAGCCCAACGGAGAGGCUACGGCCUAGGCGUCUGUUGACCCUAGGUGGCUGCCUAGUUUACCUAACCACAGCGCCGGCCCUGUGUGUGAUUAUUUCCUGAAUCGGAAAGAGAGUUCCUAUUUGUAGACCAUGGUAAUUGAGUUAUGACAAUCCGUUGGAUGAUUUCUCCAGGUUGACUAUUUUGGUCUCAUUCUCUUGUCAAUGCUGCCUUUCUGUCCAGUUCAGUGAAUGUACCCUGUCGGAUACCCCACAGCUUUCAGGAAAUCAGAGAGACAAAAUGGAAGUUCACUGGCGGAUACCGUGCCUCCAUUUUACUAUUCCUUAGGGAGACAAACACGGUUAUUUACUAAAUUGAGGAUUGUUGGGAAUACAAAGUGAGUUUAAAUUUAAGAUCAAAGUAGCCAAAAUGGAGAAAUUGGCCCAGUCAGCUGUGCUUCCAGUUCAGUUACUACAAUCUUAAAUUUAAAGUUCACUUAGAAUUUUAGAAAAUUCUUACUUUAGUAAUUAACUGUGAAAGAGAUCCCCCUUCCGUGGAGCGUCAGCACGUACCUUUAUAUACUUGAUUAGGAUACUCGUGGAAUCCAUUGAUACAGUAUACAAAUUGCUGUUCAUGGCAUUCCAAACUAGCUGUAAAGCUUAGAAAGCCUAUAACAACACAUUUUUGGGGUAAAGUAAUUGGGGUGUAGCUACAAAAUCUGAACAAAUGUUGUCUUCUGCCACCAUACCCCAUUUUUGUCAGACCUUGGCCUAACCCAGGCAUAGGCAACCUUCGGCACUGCAGAUGUUUUGGACUACACCUCCCACAAUGCUUUGUCAGCAUUAUGGGUGUAAGAGCAUUAUGGGGAAUGUAGUGCACAACAUCAAGUGCCGAAGGUUGCCUACCCCUACCCUACCCUAAUGACUACUGUUAUGUCACAUCUCGCAAUUUUUAAUGUUUUAUGUAUCCCCCUAUAAUUAAUAAAUAUGUUUGUGAGACUUGCUUUCAGUUUUGGUUCCCUGUCAAUCAUUGUUAAAUUUCAACCUUAUACCCUAUAUAAGUUCUGCCAUGUCUAGUCAUUGAACAUAAUAUUUGGGGUAAACAAAUAGAUGCAAUGGGGGAGAUUUAUCAAAGUGUCUUAUUUUCAGCAAUUUUGUUUGAGAAUAUUCGGGUCGAUUUACUAAAUCUGUUGGAUUUUUUCCAUCUGUUUCUUUUUUGCGCUCGAAAGAUCAUUCGCAAAUUUUUGCUGAUGUAUAUGAAUAUUUUUAUGCUACUAAAUUUUUGUCGGUUUUGUGAAUUGGAAUGCUCUGAGAAAACUAGCGGAAUUUACUAUAAAGAAAUCUUUUUAGAUCACUUUAACAAAUACAAUCAAUGAUGGAAGGUAGCUGCCAAUUUUCAGAACACUAUGAUAAAUCUCUCCCCCCAAUGUUUCUCUUUCUCCUCCUCCAAUUCAAUCUGUGCCCUGACUUUGCCAGGACCGAACUGGAUUGUCACAUCGAUUGCUAAACCUUUAAUAUACAUAUAAAGGAAAUGUCACAUGUAAAACGUUAAUGCCAGUUACAGGUGAUUUUUAUUCAGUGUUACCAGGGCCGGAUUAACAUAGGGGCUGAUGGAGCUGCAGCUCCAGGCCCAGGCCCAGGCCCAUAGAAUAGGCCCAUUGCAGUACACACUACUCUUAGGGUUUCCACCUGGCUGGUAUUUUAUUGGCACAGCCAGUAUUUGAGGCUGCCUGGCCGGUGCUGAUAUUGCAGUCGUACUGGCAAUACAAAUGCUGGUAUUUUUUUCAGUAUAAACAGAGAUUACGAUGCAGUACCAGCACUGGCCAGUAGGGGUCGCUGUGUGUGGAGAGAGGCAGGGAUAGGAAGUUCCAGCAUAUCCCUACCUGCUUAUCUCUACUCAAUGAUCCACAGGGGAGCAGCUACAGAGAGCCCGGACAGCAACUCCCACCCUGCAGAGACAGCCUACAGCUCAGGGAAGUGAGGGAUGGGUUGAAAGGGUGCAAGGAGACAUACACUGAGACACUAAGGGACAUUGAGAGACAUUAUGACAGACACUCUGGGACACUGGGAGACAUGGGGACACUGAGACACUAAGGGACAUUGGGAGACAUUAUGACACAGACAUUCGGGGACACGGACACAUGGGGACACAGUGUUCCCAUGUCUCCUAGUGCCCCUAUGUCUCCCAGUGCCCCAAGUGUCUCAAUGUCCCCAUGUCUCCCAGCCACUGUCCCUAGUGUCUGUGUCCCUGGUGUCUCAGUGUACCAAUUGUCUCCCAGUUACCCCAUGUCUCAAUGCCCCCAUGUCACCCAGCCAGUGACCCUAGUGUCUGUGUCCUCAUGUCUUCAAGUGUCCCCUAUUUUUCCAGUGUCCCCAUGUGUCCCAGCCAGUGUCCCCUAGUCUCCCAGUGUCCCUGGUGUCUCUGUGUCCCCAGGUUCCCCUGUGUUCCUAGUGACAUGGGGACCCUGGAAAACAUGGAGACAUAGACACAUGGGAAUACUGGGGGACACAGGGAGACAUGGGCACUGAAACCUGGGGUAAUCGACACAUGGGGACACAGAGUCAUGGGGGCACUGGGAGACAUGGGGACACUGGGAGACAUGGGGACACUGAGACACUGGGAGGUAUAACACAGGGAGACAUGGGGAUUCUGAGACAGUGGGAGACUUGAGACACUGGGAGCUAUCCAUCUAUACUGCAGAAUCAAACCAAGUAGUUUUUUGGUGAUUUUACAGCAUUUUCUUUUAUGUCACUCCUUGUGAUUUACAACAUGUGAUGUCACCCAUACAUAAUUAAUUAUGCAAAUUAGUAAGCCAGUAUGUUUUUCCAGGAAAGCUGGCAAGCCUACUUUUCACAUUCUCUUGCUUAAGUAUGGAAACUUAAGUGGGAUGGGAACAAAACUUGUGUGGACUGGCUGACAAUGAAAUUAGUUAAGGUAAUGCUGACUUUGGUCUCUCUAACACUGUGGCAUGUUCCGUUUCUUCUACACUCACUACAUACAGCUUUUCUCUGUCCCAGACCAUAUACCAGGAGCUUCUGCCUGCUACUAAGAAGGUAAGGAGACAAGUGGACCAGCGAGUGCUAGGGGACAGUCCUUAGAAAGCAAUGAGCGUGCGAGCGUGCGCAUCAUUAGAUGCAUUUAUGCCAAGCUCUGUGUGCUGUCUGCAUAGAAUGCCCUUAGUUGGCUAGCUUGCAUGGUAGGCAGGCAGCCUGACAUGCAUUCAUACCAGGCUGGCCUUCCAAUUCUUUGAGCAGACAUGUCCUCCUUUUGGGCAUGUUCGCCCCUUUUGGCAGGUUACGUGAUUUGUGUCAGUGGCACACCCUUUUACCGUGCCCAUUGACUUCUUGCUUGACUGGACACUGCUGUUAGGGGUUAUGGAUUUACUUGAAAGAUGAAAACAUAAAUUAGAGAGAGAUUAGCCUAGGGUAUGUGUUUUAUUAUAGCUGCUGCUUUCUUUCUCUCCAGCACCAUCUCCAUCAGAUACAUGAUGCUUGGGAGUGUUUUACUGUUUUUGGUCGAUAUGAUUCUGUAAUUAGGCCCAUCAUAAUUGUCAGCACCAGGCCCACUGGGCUGUUAAUCUGGCCCUGAGUGUUACUGUAUAUUUCUUAGGGAAGUGACCAUUCAUCUUUAAAACUCUCUAUGGGUCAUCCAUCCUCUGGGACUCCUCUGUAUUUCAAUCUUUUAAUAAUGCUCUGUAAUAAAUGUCAAACAUACUUCCAGACAAACAUACAUAUACAGACAUACACAGAAUGACAUACACAAAUAUGACAGAUAUACACAGAGAGACAUUCAUUCAUACACAGAAAGGCAUGCAGACAUUUAUAUAUAUAGAAAGUCAGACAAAUACAUAUACAGAAGCCAGAUAGACAGACAUAUGUACAUACAAAGAAAGACAGACCAAUAAAAAAAGACAGACAGACAUGCAUAUAUACAGAGAAACAAAUGUGAAUACAAAAAGACAGACAAACAUACAUGUGCACAGAAAGACAGAUCGACAUGUAUAGACAGAAAAACAUUCAGUCAGAAAGACAGACAAACAAAGACGUAUAUAUGCAGAAAGACAGACAUACAAAACAUACAUAAUCAGAAAGACAACAUACACAGAACGACAAACAGACAUACAUACACAGAACGACAGGCAUACAUACACAGAACGACAGACAUACAUAUACAGAACGACAGACAAACAUACACAGAAAGACAGACAGACAUACACAGAACGACAGACAAACAUACACAGAAAGACAGACAGACAUACACAGAAAGACAGACAGACAUACACAGAAUGACAUACACAAAUAUGACAGAUAUACACAGAGAGACAUUCAUUCAUACACAGAAAGGCAUGCAGACAUUUAUAUAUAUAGAAAGUCAGACAAAUACAUAUACAGAAGCCAGAUAGACAGACAUAUGUACAUACAAAGAAAGACAGACCAAUAAAAAAAGACAGACAGACAUGCAUAUAUACAGAGAAACAAAUGUGAAUACAAAAAGACAGACAAACAUACAUGUGCACAGAAAGACAGAUCGACAUGUAUAGACAGAAAAACAUUCAGUCAGAAAGACAGACAAACAAAGACGUAUAUAUGCAGAAAGACAGACAUACAAAACAUACAUAAUCAGAAAGACAACAUACACAGAACGACAAACAGACAUACAUACACAGAACGACAGGCAUACAUACACAGAACGACAGACAUACAUAUACAGAACGACAGACAAACAUACACAGAAAGACAGACAGACAUACACAGAACGACAGACAAACAUACACAGAAAGACAGACAGACAUACACAGAAAGACAGACAGACAUACACAGAACGACAGACAUACAUAUACAGAACGACAGACAAACAUACACAGAAAGACAGACAGACAUACACAGAACGACAGACAUACAUACACAGAACGACAGACAAACAUACAUGUGCACAGAAAGACAGAUCGACAUAUAUAGACAGAAAAACAUUCAGGCAGAAAGACAGAUAAACAAAGAUGUAUAUAUGCAGAAAGACAGACAUACAAAACAUACAUAAUCAGAAAGACAACAUACACACAUACACAGAACGACAAACAGACAUACAUACACAGAACGACAGGCAUACAUACACAGAACGACAGACAUACAUAUACAGAACGACAGACAAACAUACACAGAAAGACAGACAGACAUACAUGUACAGGAAGACAGACAUGCACUUUCCCUGCUGAAUGCCAGCAGGGAGCAGCCUGUAUGACAGGAGGCUGUGUCAGUCCCAGCAGGGAGCUGUGUUGAUUUCUUCCUCUCUGUCACAGGGAGGGGGUAAGAUUGGGGAGCUCAUGAGAAGUCGCCCUCCCUAGCUCUUAUCUCUGAUGUUACAGAACUGGCAGGCUGAAAACUAUGAGUUAUAGCCAGCUGCACAGGAAAAGUAGGCCAGGCACAGUUUAAAAACAGCGUUUGAAAAAAAGGAAAAGCUAAGGGAUUUCUUUCAUUUACUGCACAAAUGUGGGUACCUUGAAUUAAAUCACCAUAUUCAGCUGGUCACAUUAAUUGUAUCAAGGAGGCAUAGAAAAGGGUUUAUUUUUAAUCGCCGUAUAAAAUGACUCAUGGAAAGAAGAAAAACAGGACAAACGCUGACAUUCAUUUUAAAUUGGAUUAUCACCUAAACAGUGAAUUGGAGGGAAUUAAAAACCAAAUUGCAAAAUGUAGGCUUUAAUAGCCACGUUGUGACUGAAGUUAAGUUAGUUAUUACCUCAUUUUCAUUCGAGCCUAACUAUUAUAUGCAACACAUCUUACCCCUUGUGUCAUUUUACCACACUCCCCUUAGAAUGUAAGCUUGCUUGAGCAGGGCCCUCAACACUACUUGUCUUGUUGCAAAUACCUGUUUAUUAGUCCACCUGUUGUACAGUGCUGCAAAGUUUGUUGGCGCCUUAAUCAUCAUAAUACUGAUUUUACUUCAGUUCACGGCAAUUCACUGUUCAGUAAAUAAACCUCCUAACCAGGAAUUGAGAAAAACUGGCAUUGUGCCACCCACUCAACCAGGCAAAUAAUGGGUUAAAAUCCUUUUACACUUACCUGAUCCAGCACUGUGUUUGGCUCCUCCUCCACCGAUGUCAGCCAAUAGGGGAACCUAAUGAGUCAAACUCUGUGAAACUGGCGGAAGUACCUUUAGUGGCUGUCUGGUAGGCAGCCACUAGAGGCAGUCUUAGCCCUGCAAUAUAAACAUUGUCAUUUCUUUGAAACGGCAAUGUUUGCAGCUGCAGGGCUAAAAUGACAGGGGCAGUGCACUCAGAAGACUUCAAUGAAAUAAAGUCGUCUGGGGGCCUAUAGUGUCCCUUUAAGACUGCCAGAGAAUUGUAGUUCUAUAGCAGGCCGCUGUGUAUUUCUGAAACUGUUAUAUAAAGUAAUUAGUGAAUUUUUUUAUUAUGAAUUGUCAGAUCUUCCAGCAAGAUCGAAUCAUUAACCAAUUAAAUACCUCCUCUCUACCCUUCAUAGUGUUAACUGGCAGAAUGCAACCAAUCAGAGCUUCACGCCCGGCGUGAUGUGUUCGCAGACCGAAUCUCAGGUACGUAACACAUGUUCACACUGCCCGUAGUGAUGACAUAAACAUGCCUUACACAAACCAGACACUCAUAGAGUGGUGUACAAUUACAUUAAUAGCACUGAUUUCAUUCUCUGCAAAUAAAUGCCAUUCUAAGAAGUACCUCUGGGAAAUGAGUUACCAGGGGAAUGUUCUGUGGAUUCUAUUUAGGAUAUGUUUAUCUGCCACUCUCUCAGUCUGCUUCUUUCCCUCUUCUAUGGAUUUAUUCACUAAACCCUCACUUAUAGCAAAUUAUAAUCCAAAUAGCUCAAUUUUAGGAAAAAUAGCUGAUCUGGAAGUAACAAAGCUAUAGCCCCAGCUUGGCUAUUAUUAUACCUAUUUCGAUUUCAGUUUGUGACAAUUCAAAGUUUAGAGAAUAAACUUGUAUAUUUAUAUUUUUAUUAUUCUGUCUUUCAUUUAUCCCUUUUUUGGUUACUUUAUUUUGUAUUACUUUAGUGUUUGUUUUUUUUAUAAUUCUUUCAUGCUAUCUUGUUAGCUGUUAAUGUGUCCUUCAUUAUUACUUUAUUCUUAUAUUCCUCCAUUCUUGUUCUUACAGCCUUUCUCUCCCUUCCUUGAGUUCCGUCUUACUAUUUAUACUUCUCUCUUUUUAUCUCUCCCUUCUCUAUUCUUUAUUUCCUUAUUUUCUUUUGGUCUCUCUCUCUCUCAUUUUUCUUACUCCUUUACCUCUCUUUUGUCUCCAUCCUUACUCCUUUAUGUUAAUUCUUGCUUUUGAUAUUUUUAUCUCAUUAUUUUUCGUUCUAGUUUUUCUCUUCAGCUUUCAUUCAGUCUUUUUGUUUCUAUAUACAUUUUUUAAAAUUAUUAUCUUUAAUGUUUUAUCUCGUUCCUGCCCCGUUCUCUUUAUCCAGGCCAACAAGAUGAUCAGCUGUUUCUUUGAUUCGCUGACUCCUGAGAGCAUUCACCAAAUUGUGCCCGAGGCUUUAUAA